This is a messenger RNA of Coregonus sp. 'balchen', 58488 nucleotides long. NCBI's taxonomy places the organism in Eukaryota, Metazoa, Chordata, Actinopteri, Salmoniformes, Salmonidae. The record is from the annotation of a GenBank genome assembly.
AUGCCGUUAGUCGUCGAUGUGGCUGGGGGUCCACAGUGGGCUGAGGGGGGAGGCUGUGGCAGUAAAGAGGGGGACGUGGGCUGGACACUGUCCCUCAUCAAAGGGGACUGGGCUGGCGGGCCCCAUGAAGACCCCUUUAAUGUUCUUACCAGGAGGAACUCCAAGCUCCAACAGUUUGCACACAGUCAUAAAAACGAGCCAAAUUCCCCAAGAUUAUCCGCUGUCAUUUUGUCAUAGCUCUCGGUACCAGCUGUUUAAAUCUAACACGUGGGUGCCGGCCCCCUCCGGUUACGGUGUGUGCCAUAUGUACAGCAGCAUUGAUCUGAAACUGAACUGGACGGCUCCCACUGAUCUGCUUCAAACUGUUUCUUCACCAAAGACUGGAUGAUUGAAUGGAACGUAUGCAAGGACAAACAUUAAGGAUUCCAGUAUUUGGUGUAAAAUAAUUUGGCCCUGUUGGUCAUAUCAUCGUGAUUAAUUUAUGGCGCCAUUGGGGUUUCUCACAUUACCACUCUGUAUGCUUUGCCCUCAUUCUUUUCUUCCAAACACAAUGAAAACAAAUACGGCCUUGGUUUUUAUAUUCUACUACCUAGUCAUAGACUACGGUUCCUUUUUUGAAAUAGAGAUUGGAUUUACACUGGGCAGCGUGAAGGGGUUGAGGUGUCACAUAGCCAAGGCGUGGCAGCAGCCACAAGCACCUCUCACUCUAUCUCUUGUUUGCGUUGGGCUGGGGGUCCAUGGGCCGGGGGUCCGUGGAAUGGUGAUGACCUCCUAAUGAGGAUUCCAGUGAGGCAGAAAGGCAAAUGUUAGUUGUCCAGGGACCUCCUGGUAUCCCGAGUCGCCACAGCUGCUAUUUCCUCUCUCACACACACACACACACACACACACACACACACACACACACACACACACACACACACACACACAACCUGCCUCACUGCCCACCCCAACCCAGAAUGCAGCACAAUAUCCGCUAGCAUCCCAGCUGCAGACGAUUUAAGAUAUCCGCUGUUGCUAAUAUUCCAUUCCGUUGAACGACAGAAGUCUGCAUACUUAAUCAUUAGGGCUUCCGGUUCAAUGCGCCUCUUCUUUUGAGGCUUAAGUCCCCAACUGGAAAACAAUAACUGUUUUGAAGAUUUUGAGGAAGAAGAAAUCUGAUUAAAUGCUUGGUUUAAUGCUGGGUUCUCUUCCUAGUGGUGUUAAGUGAAUUUCAAAUGAAGCGAACAUCCGGAUCAAUUUGUAAUUAAAAUGGUGUUUGGAUAAGGUAUCCUCUCCACUCGCCACUCUGUUGCCCUUGGUUACGGCACACACAAAAAAUAAAUCUCCCCUCGCUCUCUCUCUUUAAACUCCAUUGUUUCCAGUACUUUAGUGGAAUGUUAUGGCUCCUCUUUGGCUGCGGCUCAGAGAGAGAUCCAAUGGAAAGUUUUAUUUACAUGAGUCUGUUUUGUUGGGUUUUUGGCCCUUUACGGUGAAACUGCUCCCUGGACAGGCUGUAGAGAUCACAGUGGAGGUCUCUGUUUCUGACAGAUUAAUCUCUUUUAAUGGGACAUCUGAAUACAACUCCAUGGUUUCCUCCUUGCACUGCACUGGGAUGUUACUUUACAGGAAAGCUAUGAACAGUGCAAAGCUUUAGCUCUUUUUACCCCCUUAUUCCUCCCUUUUGUUUUUAGAUGCAGUUUGACUCUCUCUCUCUCUCUCUCUCUCUCUCUCUCUCUCUCUCUCUCUCUCUCUCUCUCUCUCUCUCUCUCUCUCUCUCUCUCUCUCUCGCUCUCUCUCUCUCUCUCUCUCUCUCUCUCGAAAACUAAUAUCCAAAAGACUGCUUCAGGUUACAGUGCUGGCUCGCAGAUACUUUUCAAAAUGUGAACAGAGAGAAUAAUGUGAUAUAGCAGCAGAGUGGUGGGUGGGGAGGGAGGGAGGAAGUGAGGGAACACUGUCUGGUAGGAGAUACUCUCCCCUGCCGACUACGCUGAAGACAUUCAGCUACUGCCCAUUGUGAGUCGUCUCAAAGGGUUCGGUUUGUUUUGGGGACGACCUUUGCCCUCUCACUCCCACAUUAUGUAAAUGAGAGCACAAAGGAGAGGGAUGAUUCAAAAAUUUUCCUACACACACACACAUAUUUUUCGUUUGUCAGUGUUACUCAUGUGUGUGUGUUUGUGCUCCAUCUGUGUGUGUGUUACACGUUAACAUGUUGUUUUCUGGAGAACGACACCACCAGGCUAAACUGGUUGUCAUGUAACUGAACUAGAACACCAACCCCACAAGCUGCCUGGUGUUGUCAGACUAGAGAUGGUAACUAGAGCUCCCCACCGUGCCUCCGGGCCCCACUCCCAAACUCUGUCAUUGUCCCCACUACAUAAAGGAUGGGGGACAUGUAACAGAAUAUGGGCCAACGUGGUGUUGAGGUUCACGGACAACGGCCUUUCCCAGAACCUCGCUAUCUUGCUUGCAGUAACCAUUACCAGUUCUAAUGGUUUUAGUAGUCUCUUCUGAGAAACGUGAUACCUCUGAAGUGCCCCCCGUGAAACCAAGUUAACAUUCAUUGACUAGAUUUUCCCCUGCUGUCUCUAACUAGAGGCUGAAAACAUAUGUUAUGCCCCUCCCUUGGUACGUAAUAAAUAUGGGGAUGCUAGUCCUGCUGGUUCUUUUUGACACAUCGCUAAUGGAAGUUGGAAGAGAAGCACAGGUGGUCUUAAUGGAUUUUCUGUGUUUUCUUCCCUCUUUCCUUUUGCUUUCAUGUGGUUGGCUCUGAACAGGACAAUGAGGGAGUUUAAGUGGAGGGAUACAGAGAGAAAAGACCUUCAGAAUCAAUGUGGGUUAAAAAAAGUUUGACUUAAAUGGGAUUUUGUUGUUGUUGACGAUUGGUGUCUGUGUAUUCCAGUUUUUAGUUCCUAGAAUUUUAUCACACUACAUACAUGAAUGUUUGGCAGCACAAAAGCACAAUAUUUAUGACAACAGACAACAAUAUCAAAAUGUUCUGAGUCUGUGCCAGUGUGAUAGCUAGACCACUUUCUUUCGCUUGUAACAAUAUUUUGACGUGAGGUGAAAAAUCAAGCCAUUCUGAUUUUUCAAUAGCCCAGCAUGGAUUCGUACUGUAGUGGGAUUUUAAAUGCACAGUGCUGUUGUGUUUGUGAAACGUUGUCAUUUCCAGACGUCACUCUGAUGUCUGCUGGAAGGCAACUGUUGGGGAAAUAAAUAUAAAAUAAACAGCUGAUGGAGUCGCUUGCUACUGCAAUCGCUGGACGUUAGGUUUUUUUCCAACCUGUUUUAUUUUUUAACAGAGAGGCCACAUAAGUCAAUAACUAGGUCAAUAAUUCUAUAUUUUCAGAGCCCAUGAUCUGAUAUGUAAUGGGACACUAUUUUUUUUGCUCAUAUGUUGACGCCUUUUACUCAUCUCCCAACAACGUGAUUCCAGCCAUCUGUUUUGGGGGGUUUAGAGCGUAGUAGCGUAGCAUCAACAGACCAGGCUUGGACUGUGUUCUUGCCUGACCUGCCAUCUAUGGUUUCUGCCAUGCAAUUACUCUGUACAAAAAAUACUAAAGCCACAGUGCUGGUGGUGGUGAUGAUGACUCGAUGCCCUUGCCUGUCGAUGCCAAGUCGUGCCAUCACGUGAGCAGCCAGCGCCUACCUUCACUGUCAAUGUCAUAUUUUCCCGUGGAAUGAUUAUGGCGAGGCAGACAGUGUUACGACGUUUAGAGGGUUUUCUGGAGGCACAAUACUGACAUAGAAAUGGUAAGACUGUAAAAGUGUCUGCUGUAUGGAAUGUUUAUUGGAGCUAGGUCUGUGUAGGAGAAGCCCAACACCUUCUCUAUAAAGCCAUAUAGUGUGACACCCUAGUAGUGUGAGAAAUACAGAAAUGCAUACUGUGUAUGGAUCAGUGUUUCCGCUGCAGUCAUUUAACUGUGGUGCUGAGCAACGGCAAAAUCAUUGCCGCCACGGCAAAAAAAUAUGGAACAUGAACAAAUAUUUCUGCCUAGGCGCACUUUGAAGAUGCUAAAACAGUCCACAUUUACUUUUCCUUUGCAAAAAAAACGAGUAAUGAAUCGAAAAAUCUGACAAACCCAUAGUAGAAUAGUUUAUUUAUUUACCUGGCUGGCUUGUUGUUUUGUGUUCUUGUCCCGUGUGUUCUAUGCGAGAUAAAUAUUCCUUAAAAAUAUAUAUUUUUUGGGGGGGAGUGACUUAAAAAAUUAUAAUGAGACAUAUGACAUUUUUAUUUGAGCAAGAGUAGUAGCAACCAAGGAAAGUGUUGGGGGGGGGCGGGGAAUGGUGACAUUAAGUGGUUUCUGUGAGAAGUACAGGCGGGGGGGGGGGAUUACCCCAAGUUACCCUAACAUUAUACAUUAUAUUCACUGUGUUUAUGCAAGUUUUUUGGGACAAACAAUUAAUCAAUAUAAUGCUAAGUAGGGAAAAGAUCACAUUUGGGAUCUAGCUACUGAUUAACUCAAUAGGGUAAAUGCAGAUAGGCAACCCCAUACUUCAGCCUAUUUAUUUAUAGCCACUAUGCUUCAUCAGUUGGGCUACAGGUGAUAAUACUUAUUGCUAAUAGCAUACCUGAUAAUAUGCAUAGGCAAUAUAAAAUCAUUUUACCAAUAUGUUAUUGGGCUAAUUUCUGGAGGUGGAAAUUAUAUUAGAUGGUGUCAGCAUAAUUGUAUUUUCAUUCAUUUUGGAGGACAAUGUCCAUUUAAAAAGUCACCUGAACUGAGCUUCUCAUACCUUCUACAUAAAAGUUAUCCGGGGGUGACCCGGACCCCUAAAUACAAGGGAGGGAGUCCCCCUUCAAACCCCCGCCCCCCUCCACGACCUUUUCCCCCCACUGCUACACAUUUCUCCAGAGGUAACACUGCUGUGGAUGGUGAGUUACUGCCUCCCAGGCCUUCCGGGCCUUAGCGCUGAAGAUUAGCGUUUCUAGCACACUGGGAUAUUAAAGUUGGUUUUACUACACCCAUUAACAACCAUGGAGGGCUAUAUGCAUGUGUUAUUGAAUUCAUGUGAUGUGAGUUAUUAGGCCGCACAUCUUGAAUUUCUUCAGUAUCUGUCCGAGCGAUAUAAUCCUAGACAAUAGAGAAAACAGAGGGAGGAAUAGGAAGAAGAAGAAACAGAAAACACACACACAUAACAAUCACCAGUGCUUAAUGAAAACAAACUAAAAUUACUUUUAGUAUGCAUAGCAAGCGCUCUAUAAUCCAAUAAAGACGACGAUGAGCUUAGAGUAGUGAAAUGCACAAGCUCCAGUAGUUCCCCUGAACAGUCAGAGGCCUCUGGAUAACUAUAGGACGGACAGACAGACAGACCUGCCUUGGAGCCAUGAGCCUGCCUCUGAAGAGCCUUGAUCAGUAAUCUGGCUAACAGGACUAGCCACAGUCUAGGCUCCUGGUCGGCUGCUAUUCACAUGUUCGGAAGAAUAGGUUCAAUCCCAGAAUCCCAGUCUCUAAAAUUGCUGUUCUUGUACCAUGAGGCCUGGCAGGGGACUUUUUAAGAAAAUGGGACACCACCUGGCACAAUUUAAUCCGCCAACUAUUUCCAACCCGGAAGCGAAGUGGCAGCCUUGUACCCAGUCAGUCUAUGUUAUAGCUGCGGGCCAGCCGCUGCCAAGUUUAGAUUUCCCCACCCUUACCCCGAGAAUGAGAACAGCAUACUUAGUAGCAACCCGGAUCACAUUCAAGGCUAGGGUAUACUUGCAAGUGCAAGUGUCUUCCCUCAAUACAACAACACUAACAGCCUAGAAUCACUCUUCCUUAAAUUAUAUAAACAAAUAUCAUAAUCAGCAUUGUGUCAAAUUAGAUUAUUUUUUAUAUAUUCUUCAUCAUGUUUCUCAGUAGCAGUUAGCAUCUCUCUGUCUGUGCCCGCCUCCACCUCCUGUGAAAAACAAGGAACUGGCCAGUGGAUUAGUCUACGACAAACUUUGUGGUUUGAUGUUUAAUAACUCAUUGUGUGUGAGCUGUUCAUAGAGAAAAGAAAGGGCCACUCAGUAAACACAGACGGACAGACAGACAUACAGACAGAGGAGCUCUAAUGGCAGUGGGAUGUCUUCCUGAUCAAGCUCUUUUCCACCGUGGUCAUGACACGCUGUGAACUAGUUUGUCAGUUUGCCCUAGAGGGAGGGACCGGUUAGGCAGGAUGGAAGGAUGACAAGGCUAGCCAGACCAAACAUAACACAUCUCUCUCUUUUUUUCUCUCUCUAGCUUUCUGUCUCGCUUUCUGUCUCUAUAUGAAGAGUUUAUUUCCAAAAUGCUAUAUACACACAUUUUUCACAUUUUUUCAUCCAAAGUAAUUCUUAUCCUCUAUAUUUAACAUAUAAAUCUAUCACAUCAUAAAUCUAGCCUCAUGCUAUAGUGUUUGGUUAGAGUUAGGCCUUGUCCCAAAUGGCAACCUAUUCCCUAUAUAGUGUACUACUUUUGACCAGAGCCCAGAUCUCAUAUUGUUUUAUUGAUUCAUUUUGAAUUAUAUAUUUUUUAAUAUUGACGUCACAAAUGUAUAAUUUGUACAGUUCUUUAUUAAAAAUGAAAUUAUUCGUCACAUUUGACUGUGUAAAAUCUUGCAGUGUUACUUUGUUCUCUGAGAGUGAGGCAGUUAUAUCUCGUUUUGCAACAGUAUGUGAUUAUUUGUCUCUCUGAAAUGAAACCAUCUAGUGAUAGGUUUCAAACAACUAUAUGUCUGUCAUGAUUAGAUAGUGAAAAAACACACCAAUCUCGAUCAUAAUUACUUUAAACCAAAAAAAGCUUAAUUGAAAAUAGAUAUAUAGCAUUUUGGAAUUAAACUCUUCAUGUCCUACUGUCUCUAUCUCACUCAUCUCUCUUGUGUCCCAGUAUGAAAAAUGUAUGCACUCACUAAAACUGUAAGUCGCUCUGGAUAAGAGCGCCUGCUAAAAUGACUAAAAUGUUCCCUCCGCCCUUCUGGUCUGUUUCUCUCUCUCCUUCUCUCGCUCUGUAUCUCGUUCUGUAUCUCUCUCUUUAUCUCUCUCUGUAUCUCUCUCUUUCUCUCUCUGUGUAUCGCUCUAUCUCUCUCUGUAUCUCUCUCUCUCCCUCUCUCAGUGGAUUUGGUCUUCAGAGUGACACAGGUGUAUUCAUUCUGCUCUCCUGAAGCUCUUCAACCCACUUAACAGCUGGGUAAAAUGCUCGCCAGGCAUGGUCUAAAAGCAUUUUCUAAUUGCCGAACAAUUAUUGUGUUUAAUGAUACUUAAUUUUCAGAACGGACAGUGUGCCUUUGCAACAAAAAAAAACUAAAAAAGACCCAGUCAGCAUGGUAAAAAACAAGAAUGAGACAACAGUUUUUUUCUGUCAAUAUAAACAGCCUGUUUCUAUUAACAUCAUAAUCAGAGAGAUAGAGGCAUCAGUGCUAUUCUCUCUGGGGCUUAUUGUCAAUAUUUAGUGCUUGUCCAUUGCCGUGCAUAUACAGUAUAUACAGUGCAUUCGGAAAGUAUUCAGACCCCUUGAUUUUUUCCACAUUUUUUUACGUUACAGCCUUAUUCUAAAAUAGAUGAAAAUGUUUUUUUCCCUCAUCAAUCUACACACAAUACCCCAUAAUGACAAAGCAAAAACUGGUUUUUAGAAAUGUUUGCAAAUGUAUAAAAAAUUACAUAAGUAUUCAGACCCUUUGCUAUGAGACUCGAAAUUGAGAUCAGAUGCAUCCUGUUUCCAUUGAUCAUCCUUGAGAUGUUUCUACAACUUGAUUGGAGUCCAUCUGUGGUAAAUUCAAUUGAUUGGACAUGAUUUGGAAAGGCACACAUCUGUCUAUAUAACGUCCCACAGUUGACAGUGCAUGUCAGAGCAAAAACCAAGCCAUGAGGUUGAAGGAAUUGUCCGUAGAGCUCCGAGACAGGAUUAUGUCGAGGCACAGAUCUGGGGAAGGGUACCAAAAAAUGUCUGCAUCAUUGAAGGUCCCCAAGAACAUGGUGGCCUGCAUCAUUCUUAAAUGGAAGAAGUUCGGAACCAGCAAGACUCUUCCUAGAGCUGGCUGCCCGGCCAAACUGAGCAAUCGGGGGAGAAGGGCCUUGGUCAUGGAGGUGACCAAGAACCCGAUGGUCACUCUGACAGAGCUCCAGAGUUCCUCUGUGGAGAUGGGAGAACAUUCCAGAAGGACAACCAUCUCUGCAGCACUCUACCAAUCAGGCCUUUAUGGUAGAGUGGCCAGACAGAAGCCACUCCUCAGUAAAAGGCACAUGACAGCCCGCUUGGAGUUUACCAAAAGGAACCUAAAGGACUCUCAGACCAUGAGAAAGAAGAUUCUCUGGUCUGAUGAAACCAAGAUUGAACUCUUUAGCCUGAAUGCCAAGCGUCACGUCUGGAGGUAACCAUCCCUACGGUGAAGCGUGGUGGUGGCAGCAUCAUGCUGUGGGGUUCUUUUCAGCGGCAGGGACUGGAAGACUAGUUAGGAUCGAGGGAAAGAUGAGCGGAGCAAAGUACAGAGAGAUCCUUGAUGAAAACCUGCUCUAGAGCGCUCACGACCUCAGACUGGGGCGAAGGUUCACCUUCCAACAGGACAACGACCAUAAGCACACAGCCAAGACAACGCAGGAGUGGCUUCGGGUCAAGUCUCUAAAUGUCCUUCAGUGACCCAGCCAGAGCCCGGACUUGAACCCGAUCAAACAUAUCAGUAGAGAACUGAAAAUAGCUGUGCAGCAACGCUCCCCAUCCAACCUGACAGAGCUUGAGAGGAUCUGCAGAGAAGAAUGGGAAAAACUCCCCAAAUACAGGUGUGCCAAGCUUGUAGCGUCAUACCCAAGAAGACUCGAGGCUGUAAAGGUGCUUCAACAAAGUACUGAGCAGAGGGUCUGAAUACUAACAGUACCAGUCAAAAGUUUGGACACUCCUACUCAUUAAAGGGUUUUACUUUAUUUUUAAUUUUUUUCUACAUUGUAGAAUAAUAGCGAAGACAUCAAAACAAUGAAAUAACACAUGUGGAAUCAUGUAGUAACCUAAAUAGUGUUAAACAAAUCAAAAAAUAUUUUAUAUUUGAGAUUCUUCAAAUAGCCACCCUUUGCCUUGAUGACAGCUAUGAACACUCUUGGCAUUCAAUUAACAGGUGUACCUUGUUAAAAGUUAAUUUGUGGAAUUUCUUUCCUUCUUAAUGUGUUUGAGCCAAUCAGUUGUGUUGUGACAAGGUAGGGGGGGGUAUACAGAAGAUAGCCCUAUUUGGUAAAAGACCAAGUCCAUAUUAUGGCAAGAACAGCUCAAAUAAGCAAAGAGAAAUGACAGUCCAUCAUUACUUUAAGACAUACGGAAAAUGUCAACAACUUUGAACGUUUCCUCAAGUGCAGUCGCAGAAACCAUCAAGCGCUAUGAUGAAACUGGCUCUCAUGAGGACCACCAAAGGAAUGGAAGACCCAGAGUUACCUCUGCUGCAGAGGAUAAGUUCAUUAGAGUUACCAGCCCAAAUAAAUGCUUCACAGAGUUCAAGUCACAGGCACAUCAACUGUUCAAAGGGGACUGUGUGAAUCAGGCCUUCAUGGUAGAAUUGCUGCAAAAAAAAACACUACUAAAGGACAUCAAUAAUAAGAAGAGACCUGCUUGGGCCAAGAAACACGGGCAAUGGACAUUAGACCGGUGGAAAUCUGUCCUUUGGUCUUGAGUCCAAAUUGGAGAUUUUUGGUUCCAACCGCCGUGUCUUUGUGAGCUGCGGUGUGGGUGAACAGAUGAUCUUCGCAUGUGUAGUUCCCACCUUAAAGAAUGGAGGAGGAGGUGUUAUGGUGUGGGGGUACUUUGCUGGUGACACUGUUUGUGAUUUAUUUAGAAUUCAAGGCACACUUAACCAGCAUUGCUAUCACAGCAUUCUGCAGCGAUACGCCAUCCCAUCUGUUUUGGGCUUAGUGGGACUAUCAUUUGUUUUUCAACAGGACAAUGACCCAACACACCUCCAGGCUGUGUAAGGGCUAUUUGACCAAGAAGGAGGGUGAUGGAGUGCUGCAUCAGAUGACCUGGCCUCCACAAUUAACCCAAUUGAGAUGGUUUGGGAUGAGUCGGACCGCAGAGUGAAGGAAAAGCAGCCAACAAGUGCUCAGUAUAUGUGGGAACUCCUUCAAGACUGUUGGAAAAGCGUUCCAGGUGAAGCUAGUUGAGAGAAUGCCAAGAGUGUGCAAAGCUGUCAUCAAGGCAAACGGUGGCUAUUUGAAGAAUCUCAAAUAUAAACUAUAUUUUGAUUUGUUUAACGCUUUUUUGGUUACUACAAAAAUACUACAUAUGUGUUAUGUCAUAGUUUUGAUAUAUUCACUAUUAUUCUACAAUGUAAAAAAUUGUUAAAAUAAAUAAAAACUCUUGAAUGAGUAGGUGUGUCCAAAGUUGUGACUGGUAGUGUAUCUAAAUGUGAUUUUUCAUUUCUUUUCUUUUUUAUACAUUAGCAAAAAUGUCUAAAAACCUGUUUUUGCUUCGUCAUUAUGGAGUAUUGUGUGUAGAUUGAUGAGGGGAAAAAACGAUUUAAUCAAUUUUUGAAUAAGGCUGUAACGUAACAAAAUGUGAAAAAGAGUCAAGGGGUCUGAAUACUUUCCGAAUGCACAGUAAAAAGAAAAACGAGUAGAUGGCUGCCGUUUUACGGGCUCCUAACCAAUUGUGUUAUUGUGUGUGUGUUUUCGCGUUAUUUGUAACUUAUUUUGUACAUCAUGUUUCUGCCACCAUCUCUUAUGACCGAAAAAAGCUUUCUGGGUAUCAGGACAGCGAUUACUCACCUCGUACUGGACAAAGAUUUUUUCUUUAACGAGUCGGACACAAAAAAUAUUUUCUUCAGACACCCGACUUGUCCCAAAUCCCCGUCAUUCGCAUGAGAAAGAGACAGAGAUAUUGUUGACGUAGGUCGGGGUUCCUUGUAAGGAUCCGACGGCGAGUGGGUAAUCUGCCCACUAGUUUAUAUAGUGUCAAAGGACACACGCAGGUGUCUGUAAUCAUGGCCGGGUGUGGCCUAAUAGCAUUGGUUAAUUCACAGAUAAACAGAACAUACAAAAAAACAUGGAUAGCAUACGAUCAUAGAUACAACUUGGCUACAUAGGCCCACAAACAUUUACAAUGAAUAGCAAAAUCACAAUAAUCACAAGAAUGGCUUCAAAUCAAAGUCUACGUUGAGACCGAAGGGAGCAAAGGUCUUUAAAUUAAAGAUCCAGGCAGCCUCACGUUUUAACAAUAAGUUGUUGAGGUCACCCCCUCUCCUAGGGAGGGUGACAUGUUCGAUGCCGAUAUAACGUAGGGACGAAAUCGAGUGGUUCGCUUCCAAAAAGUGGGCAGCGACUGGGUAUGUGGCGUUUUUGCACCUAAUGGUGCUACGAUGCUCCGAGAUUCAUACUUUUAAUUUGCGCUUUGUUUUACCCACGUAAUGUUUACCACAAGGACAAGUUAUAAGAUAAAUAACUGCCUUAGUGGAGCACGUAAUAACACCUUUGAUUGGGAUCUGUUUCCCUGUUUGGGGGUGUUUAAAGGAUCUACAUUUGUAAGUGCCAUUGCAUUGAGCGCAGCCGUUACACUUGUAGUUUCCAUCCAGUAGAGGCGCAAAUAGACGUUGUGCAGGGAUAUUUAGGGGUGAUAAAUCCAAGUUUACCAAUUGAUCUCUGAGGUUUCUGCCCCGCGAGAAUACAACCAAUGGAGGGUCCGAAAACACAUUACCAAUACUGUCAUCGGAUCUUAGAAUGUGCCAAUGUUUGUGAACGAUUCCCUUCAUUUGUUCAGAGCACUUUGAAUAGUGUGUAGUUAGAACGCAAUAAUGCUUAUUUUUGCGAGACUGUCCCUGAAAGAGAUGAAGUCUCGAUUUGUUUUGAACUUUCUCAAUGGCAGUAUUAAUCUGACCAUGUAACCCCUCUCCUUUUACAAAUUAUUUUGAUUCAACAGAAUUGGCUGUAGGGCAAACUGUUUUUCAAGGGAAGCGGGUGACAACUAUCAGCCCUCAACAAACUGUUACGAUCAGUAGGUUCAUGUAAAGAUCAGUGUAUAGAACAUUAUCCUCACACAAAAUCAGAAGAUCAAGGAAACUGAUUUGACGUGUGUCAGAUUGCAUAGUAAAUCUCAGGUGCUCAGAACAAGAGUUAAGAAAAGCAUGGAAUGCCUGGAGCUGUUUUAAAUCACCCCUCCAUAGAACAAAAAUAUCAUCAAUGUACCGUUUCCAAAUAAUAAUGUUAGGCAAGAAAACAUUUUUGAGAGGAUUGAAAAUGUACUGUUUCUCAAUGUAACCCACAUACAAAUUAGCAUAGUUAGGAGCCAUAGGGGAUCCCAUAGCAGUCCCCACAGUGACCAUACAUACAUAACCCAACCAGAAUUCAUGGAUUACAGGCAACAUUCGCACUGAGCUAAAGGGUAGAGCUGCGACUUUCAACGAGCGGGACUCUAACCCAGACGCUUAUAAGAAAUCCUGCUAUGCCCUCCAAUGAACCAUCAAACAGGCAAAACGUCAAUACGGGACUAAGAUUGAAUCGUACUACACCGGCUCCGACAUUCGUUGGAUGUGGCAGGGCUUGCAAACUAUUACAGAAGGGAAGCUGCCCAGUGACACGAGCCUACCAGACAAGCUAAAUUACUUCUAUGCUCGAGGCAAGUAACACUGAAGCGUGCAUGAGAGCAUCAGCUGUGCCGGACGAUUCUAUGAUCACGCUCUCCGUAGCGAUGUGAGUAAGACCUUUAAACAGGUCAACAUUCACAAGGCCGCAGGUCCAGACGGAUUACCAGGACGUUUACUCCAAGCAUGCGCUGACCAACUGGCAAGUGUCUUCACUGACAUUUUCAACUUGUCCCUGACUGAGUCUGUAAUACCAACAUGUUUCAAGCAGACCACCAUAGUCCCUGUGCCCAAGAACACUAAGGUAACCUGCCUAAAUGACUACCGACCCGUAGCACUCACGUCUGUAGCCAUGAAGUGCUUUGAAAGGCUGGUCAUGGCUCACAUCAACACCAUUAUCCCAGAAACCCUAGACCCAUUCCAAUUUGCAUACCGCCCCAACAGAUCCACAGAUGACUCAAUCUCUAUUGUACUCACCCCUGCCCUUUCCAACCUGGACAAAAGGAAAACCUACGUGAGAAUGCUGUUCAUUGACUACAGCUCAGCGUUCAACACCAUGGUGCCCUCAAAGCUCAUCACUAAGGUAAGGACCCUGGGACUAAACACCUCCCUCUGCAACUGGAUCCUGGACUUCCUGACGGACCGCCCCCAGGUGGUAAGGGUAGACAACAACACAUCUGCCACGCUGAUCCUCAACACGGGGGCCCCUCAGUGGUGCGUGCUUAGUCUCAACCUGUACUCCCUGUUCACCCAUGACUGCGUGGUCAAGCACGACUGCAACACCGUCAUUAAGUUUGUCUACGACACAACGGUGGUAGGCCUGAUCACCUACAACGAUGAGACAGCCUAUAGGGAGGAGGUCAGAGACCUGGCCGUGUGGUGCCAGGAUAACAACCUCUCCCUCAACGUGAUCAAGACAAAGGAGAUGAUUAUGGACUAUAGGAAAAAGAGGACUGAGCACGCCCCCAUUUUCAUAGACGGGGCUGUAGUGGAGCAGGUUGAUAGCUUCAAGUUCCUUGGUGUCCACAUCGCCAACAAACUAUCAUGGUCCAAAGACACCAAGACAGUUGUGAAGAGGGCACAAAAAAGCCUGUUCCCCCUCAGGAGACUGAAAAGAGAUCCUCAAAAAUUCUACACCUGCACCAUAGAGAGCAUCCUGACUGGUUGCAUCACUGCAUGGUAUGGCAACUGCUCGGCCUCCGACCGCAAGGCACUACAGAGGGUAGUGCGUACGGCCCAGUACAUCACUGGGGCCAAGCUUCCUGCAAAUCAAGGCCUCUAUACCAGGCAGUGUCAGAAUAAGGCUGUAACGUAACAAAAUGUGGACACCACUUCAAAUUAGUGGAUUCGGCUAUUACAGCCACAACUGGUGUAUAAUAUUGAGCACACAGCCAUGCAAUCCCCAUUGACAAACAUUGGAAGUAGAAUGGCCCGUACUGAAGAGCUCAGUGACUUUCAACGUGGCACAGUCAUAGGAUUCCAACAAGUCAGUUCAUCAAAUUUCUGCCCUGCUAGAGCUGCCCCAGUCAACUCUAAGUGCUGUUAUUGUGAAGUGGAAACAUCUAGGCACAACAACGGCUCAGCCACGAAGUGGUAUGCUGUCUUGAUGAGUGAGAACGUGAUGACUUGUUUGUAGCACCACACGGCUCCACACGGCGGGCGGAUGCCAUCAUGACCCCUUUCUCCCGGCGCUAGCGCUAUCUUGCUAUCAACAGCCAGGCGACAGACUGUUCCCAUGAGCCGCCGUCUAUGGCCAGACAGCCAUACAGCUAUACAGCUAUACAGACAUACCCGUACAUUUACAUUUUAGUCAUUUAGCAGACGCUCUUAUCCAGAGUGACUUACAGUUAGUGAGUGCAUACAUUUUUCAUACUGGCCCCACGUGGGAAACGAACCCACAACCCUGUCGUUGCAAGCACCAUGCUCUACCAACUGAGUUACAGGGGACCUACAUAUGGAUAGAUACUGUAUACAUAUUCACUACCAUUGUCACUAUUAGUUAUCUGAAUGAGCCAUACAGCCAACCAACCAUACAGUCAUACAGAUAUACGUAUUACCCUACCAGUGUUACCAUUUGGUCUAAUAUAGCCUUAAAUACAUUGAGACAUGGAUUGUGUGUGUGUGCCAUUCAGAGGGUGAAUGGGCAAGACAAAAUACUUAAAUGCCUUUGAACAAGGUAUGGUAGUAGGUGCCAGGCGCACCGGUUUCAGUGUGUCAAGAACUGCAACGCUGCUGGGUUUUUCACACUCAACAGUUUCCCGUGUUUAUCAAGAAUGGUCCACCACCCAAUGGACAUCCAGCCAACUUGACACAACUGUGGGAAGCAUUGGAGUCAACAUGGGCCAGCAUCCCUGUGGAACGCUUUCGACACCUUGUAGAGUCCAUGCCCCGACUAAUUGAGGCUGUUCUGAGGGCAAAAGGGGGUGCAACUCAAUUUUAUUAUUAUUAUUAUUCCUAAUGUUUUGUACACUCAGUGUAUAUAUCCCCCUACCGUUAGGUAAAUGACCUAGCCAUCUGAACCACUUUACAUACAGGACUCCAGCCAAUACCUGCAGGCUAGUCGCAUGCAGCUGGAGCCAUACAUUUAUACAUAAUGUAGCAAUACAGUUGUACUCACACCAUCAUAGCCAUAUGUAACAGCAUGGUUUAAUCAUAUCCUUCGCUGUUAGUAAAGCUAUAGUGCUCUCCUAUAAAAUACAGGGAAAUCUUAAACAUUCACACGUCCCAUCUGUGGCAUGUGCAAAUAUGUAUUGCAUUCUUAUAAAAUUACGCAUUUUAUUUUCAAACAAGCAUCUUUGAAAAGGGAUAAAAUAUGACAGUCUGUUUGAUAAGAGGCCUUUAGAAAGGGUCUAAAUGAUUGUUUGUGCAUCCUCAAUGACCAAAUCCUGGUGCUGUGUUACUUAGAUUAACCUGAGUCUCACUCUGCAACAUUACAGUACAUCAAUUUGUAGGUUGGGAAUGUUUUAAAUGGCUUCUGCUGCCAAGUAAAAAGAAAGUCAUGCAUAUGAAAUCAAGCAGCAGGCCUUAACUGAAAGAUGUGUCCCUGUCGUCUCUCAAGAAUGAAUGCUACAUCUGAGCUUCAGAAGUUUCAUGGGAGAGAAAGAUGGCAGAUAUAUAACUACCUCCUCUGUACAUGAGAUAUUCUCAUGUUUCAUUUCUACUGACCUGCAGUGUUUUUCCCUUCAUCUUGCAUAUAACAGGGGACACUCCUGGUCCUCUGUAGCUCCUGGUCCUCUGUAGCUCAGCUGGUAGAGCACGGCGCUUGUAACGCCAAGGUAGUGGGUUCGAUCCCCAGGACCACAUGUACACAAAAAAAAUGUAUGCACGCAUGACUGUAAGUCGCUUUGGAUAAAAGCGUCUGCUAAAUGGCUUAUUAUUAUAUACGGGGACGGCUUACGUUACUUACAUACAACACCGACUGCGCAUAACACCGUCUACAGGAUAUCUCAAAUAGGUUCCUUUACAAACGCAGUAUUUCUUUAUUUAUUUCCUUGAACAGAGAGGCGACCGACCAUCAGCGCUAUUACAGAAGUCUGUGCCAUCAAUUUCAAAGUAUACAGACAUGAAUUGCUUGCACAGAUGGAUGAUCCCACUACCCCCUAUACUCCAUCCCUUCCAGUCUCACUUCCUCCACCCCCACUUCCCCACCUCCCCCCUCUCAAUUUCAUUGCACUCAGUUGGUUGAUCUCCUUUGAGCCACUAACUUUGUGUGGGGGAUGAAGGGGGAUGGAAUCUACAAUCAAGCAGGUCGAAGUAGGUUUGUAAUGAGAUGAGAUGCUGUGUCUGUUAUGGUGUGUUGUGUCCCAGUUGUUGUAGCUUGAUAUCUUUAGGAAACCCACAAUACAACACAAAGGGCUCAGUGGAGUUGACAGACACAUUGAGAAGGUGUUUGGAUAUUCAUACAGAUGCAUGCUUUGCUUUCCUCCCUGCUCAGCUCUCCUCUGCUUUCUUCAACUUGAGCAGGCGCAUAACAAGCUGUCAUGUGUCUGAAAAGCCUGUAUAUGUGUUGAAUUUUAAAGCUUUUGAGAGAAACAUUGCGUGCGUCCUUUAAUCUUCCCUGUGUGUAUUCUUCUUUUUUAUUGCAGUAAUUGUGUUUCAAGCGAAAUUUAACACGCAUUGACUCAAACGUGUGGUGGCUGGCGAAUGCACACCCUACCCUACCCUACCUGUCUAUUGGCAGCUGCACUAAUUCUACUUUCUUUGAAGAACCCUCUCUCUCUUUCGCGAGAGUCAUUGUUUUGAGGAGUGUUAUUUAUUUCCCUACUCUUUAUCUAUUUCUGUUUUCUGACAGGCCCCUCAGAAAACUAGAGUUUAUUUUGGUGUCGGGAUCAGAGAGUUUUUCCUGUGCAAUGCCCCAUUGUGUGUGGUACAGGGGUUAAUGGGUGGGUGGUGUUAAUGGGGGUGGGAAGGUAGGUGGAGUGAGGGGGAUACUGUCUGCUUAAUCUAUUGAUAAUGAGAAAUGUUUUGUCUGUUUGUCAAUAUAUAGAAAUCUGAAAUACAAGUCGGCUGUGUCCAUAUGGAAUUUUUAUUAAUAGUGUAUUUCACUUAAGGACCAAAGGAUUGACAGCCGUCCCAUAUAGAUUGCAAAAUAGUUGGGAAGAGAUCUUUGACGUACCGAUCCCAUGGCAUAGUGUUUAUGAACUGACACGCAAAACGACACCGGAUUCAAAAAUUAGAAUCUUUCAAUUUAAAUUAUUAUAUAAAAUUCUUGCUACCAAUAGAAUGUUAUUUAUAUGGGGGAUACAAUCUUCCCAGCUCUGCAGAUUUUGCUGUGAAGAGACAGAAUCAUUAGAUCAUUUGUUUUGGUUCUGUCCAUUUGUAGCUUGUUUUUGGACACAGGUCCAGGAAUGGCUAAAGGAUUGCAAUAUUUACCUGGAACUAACCUUGCAGAUAGCAUUACUGGGUGAUCUGAAAAGUCAUAGUCAAUCAAUCAAUAAUAUAAUAAUACUUUUAGCAAAAAUGUUUAUUUUUAAUUCACAAUCUAUAGAAGCAAUGAGAAUAGAAAGGUUCAGAACUUUUGUAAAACAUCACAGUACGGUUGAAAUAUAUAUGGCAAAUAGAAAUCCUAUAUGGAUGGUGUUAAGAGAUAGAUGGGAGGUAUUGAAUAGAGUUGAAGGAUGGGACUAAUAACAAAUAACAACAAAUAAUAACAAAGAUAGCUAAUAAUGUAAGCAUACUGUGUCCAUAAUAAGUAUAUAGGUUGUAUGUUGGGAGCUUUUGGGAAAGAGCACAGUUAGAAAGAUAUGGCAUUUAGAAGCAAACCGGAUGGACAUCAUGAAAAUGAUCGGAGAGGUUGAGAGUAGAAGACGUUCAGGAGCAAAAAAAAAAAUAUAUAUAUAUAUAUAUAGAAUUAUUGUAAAAUUAACUCUGUCCAUAAGGUGUAGAUAGUAAGUAUAGACUGGAAGUAGAGGCCUGGGCGUUGUUGUUCACUAAUUUACUCCAAGUAGGGAAAGGAUGGUGGGGUUGAAAAGUAAUAAAGGGGAAUAUAUAUAUAAAAAAUAAAAAUAAACAUGGGGGAUUGGAAGUGAUGCAGACAAUAUUGAUAGAAGAUACAAUCUAUCUGCAAUAUUAAGCUGAUCCAUUCCCCCCGAGAAAAAAAAAAAAAAAAAAAAAAAAAAAAAAUAUAUAUAUAUAUAUAUAUAUAACAAAAAUAGUGUAUUUCAAUUACAUUCCCAGCAGAAAUUUGAUAUUUUUUUGAAUCAGAUUCAAUGUUCAUAUUCAUUUUCUUCGUAUGGUUUUAUGUGGGAGAACAACUUGGAUGUCAAUCUGUGGUAUACUGAUUAGGCCUAUACAAUUGGUGUUAACAGUAUUGCUAGACAACUUAAUGUACGUUCCACCAAGUAUGCGUGUAUCUGAGUGUGUUUGUGUGUUUUCGUUAGCCUUAGUAAAUCACUGGUUUUCUCUUUGAGAGAGAGAGAGGGGCAGACUAUCAGCUAUCUUAUUCUGGUCUUCUCCAGAGAGACUCAGACUCACCUUCCUUUGUCCCCCCCCCCCCCUCCAAGAGCCGACCUUUCAUCUCCUCACACUUCCCCUUUCGCCGCCCCUCCAUCUCCCCACGUCUCACCUCGCAAAGCGCAUAGUGCAUGAAUCCCAUUUGCUUGCUCCCUGCCUACCCAGCCUUCCUCCUUGUGCAGCACACAACUGUUCUUUAUGCGUUGUGACAUAAUUGCAUGGAGAGUGGGGACUGUUCCAAUGUCCCGUUCAUUGUUGUAUUUUUCUCUGUCUUCUUUCUUGAGCACAUUGUGGGUAGCCUAAAUGCACCACUCUAAAGACAUUAAGCAUGUUCUUUCUAUUUUCACUUACUAUGGACAAGCUAACCACGUUUUGUUAUAAGCAUUUAACGUCACAGAAGCAGCCGUAUUGCCUCUCGCAGUGUGUGUGUGUGUGUGUGUGUGUGUGGGUGCGUAUGUGUGCACGUCCGUGUGCAUGUUUGUGUGUGUGGUUACUUUUGUAAUUGGAUGCAGUGGACCAUAUCAGUCUUUACCUGGGGUAGUCAUUUGCAUCAGUUUGAUCGACAGGGAGGCUAUGCAAAGCAGGCACAAGUGUCAUCUCUUCCAGUAAAAGUGGGGAGAGAGUAGUUCAAUACCUCAAUAAGCUUUUCUCCUGGCAAAUUAGCGGUUUUUAAUUGCAUAAAAGUAAUUUUAUGAUAAUUGCAGCCAAAGUACUCUAACUCAGAGUCAGUGCCAAAGAUCUGAUGGUAUCACAUUUAUGACAUAGAACAGCACACAACAUACAAUAGUAUUGAUUGGUUUUGUUAUAUUGCCAAUAGGCUGUUUGUUGAAUCCAAGUGUUAUUCAGGUUUAUAUCUAAGGGACAUUCAGAGUAACAGACUGCCUCGAUGUCUGGACACUUGUCUGCAAAUUACUAGUUCAACAGAUAGUGGGAACUAGUGCAUGUAAUUGGGAAUAUUCAUUGUAUUCUGUCAGAGUGCCUUGAUCCUCAGACGAUGUGCGUGCCACUGUGUAGGCUAACAGGGAGAGACAGUCUGUCUGUGCCGUUACUCAACACCGAGGUCGGUCUGGGGGGGCUGAAUUAUUUUUAAAUAUUUAAUGAGAUACCAUUGCGGGAUUAUAAGACACUUAUAAUAAGAAUGAUCUCUUUUAGGCAGAGCAAUUCGCAGGCCCAAGGAUUCAUCUGGCUGUGUUGGGGCUGUGGCGUGUCACGUGUGUGAUUACAGGGCCACCUAACGGGUGUUCCCUCUGUCAUGCGUGACGUUUAUUAUUUGCGGUGGAUGGAGCUGGCUGGCGGCUCUGAGAGAGUGUCAUUUAAUGAACUGCAUGUCGAGCACAAGUGCAGGAGGUUGGACAAUUUGUCAGAAUUUAAUCAUGCCCAAAUAUACAGGCGUGUUAAUUUGAUCAGAAUUGAUAAUGUGCAAAUGGCUCCCUCUCUCUCUCACGGAGCUCUUGGGAAAUCUCCUUUAUUUUCUUACUCUUUAAGCCCUUUGUCCGUUACAAAUCAAAGUUCUAUUGCUCUCUUUGAUUCAGGUUCUUUAUCCUGCAUAAAACACUGGGUGGUUCGAGCCCUGAAUGCUGAUUGGCUGAAAGCCGUGGUAUAUGAGACCGUAUACCAUGGGUAUGACACAUUCUUUUUUUUUUACUGUUCUAAUUACGUUGGUAGCCAGUUUAUAAUAGCAAUAAGGCACCUCGGGGGGUUGUGGUAUAUGGCCAGUAUACCACGGCUAAGGGCUGUUCUUAUGUACGACGCAACACAGAGUGCCUGGAUACUGCCCUUAGCCGUGGUAUAUUGCCAUAUACCACAAACCCCCAAGGUGCCUUAUUGCUUUUAUCCUCAGGCCUUAUUGCUUUAUUAUCAUAGCGCUGCUUUGUGCUAGCUUUAUCUCCCAGUGAUAAAUUAAUUUAGAACUUAUAGUCAUCUAAUUAAAUAGAUGUAUUCAUUAUUUGGUCAUCACAAGCUCUCAAUCACUUUAUGAUGACUAUUCAAAUGAUGUAAAAAGGUCAAGAGCUGUUCCUUGUUACCUUUGCUAAACCACUGAAGUAGUUUGGUCUGUUUUAUAUUCACCACUCUGUUUUAUAAGUGGUGUAAAUCCCACUCCUAACCGCCACAGAAAUGAUGGCAAGUCCAGUUUGAUUUAAUUUAACACUCAAAAUGCCUUCAAAGCAUAGAUGACUUGACAAAUAGUUAAUUUCCCCUACCCAUCCCUACAAAUGUCAUUGUCAAGUGAAGCUCAGUAGCUCACCCAUGUCAAACACCUGAGAGGUGCAGUGCCUGAAACUUGGCAGAAACGCUGCAACACUUGGGGAUGAUGGGUUUUUGGCUGGAAUGAGCAAACAGGCACGUUAAAAAAAUUCACCCGCUCACUGAACGGAAAUGCUGAAAUACUGCUGAACGCCAGUCUGUCCGUUUCCACACCUCCAUAGAAAGAGAAUAUCUCCCAACAAGCUGCUGUGCUGAGAGGUCAUUUGAAUUGGGUGGUGAUGCAAAUCGUGUCUGGUUGAGUUUGCAGAUGCCGCUGCCCUUUAUUUUGUACAUCUGCCACAUACUUCCUGACAGCGGCAAUACCAUUUUCUCUCUACAUGUCUAUCUGGGGUUUAAUUUAUGAUAAUGCUACCCCUCAAUCAGAAGAUCUGAGCCUUUGAGUGUGUUCAGCCUAUUGAUCAUUCUCGAUCUCAGCCACACGCCACUGUCUGUCGAUAGUGAAUCUAGACAAUUGAAUUGAGCAUUUCAUUUGAGUUUACUGCCACUGAUUAGAAGCACACAGGGGAUUGAUUGUUUGGUUUAGGAUGUUUCUGAAUACCCCAUACAGGUACAAACAUAUUAAGGGACUCUUUCAAGUCUAAUUAGGUGUCAAAGCCUUCGCUUCAGUUUGCGGCCCAGCCAGUGUGUCGUGCCAUUGGCUAACAUCAGCCAGCAUGUUGUCGCACUUUUGUCUGAUGGAUAGUGUUUACCAUGGUAGAAGACAGUGAAAGAGGAGACCAGAGAGCAGGCCAUUAUUUUAACGCUGUCAACAGUUCUGACCUGGGGUGGGAGGUGUGAGAGAGACACAGCCGUCGCCACUGGUGUCAAAUGUUUUGUCCCCAACCCCUGGGAUAAUGACUUAUAUCGUCCCUUGGGAAGACAACAGAGUACAGUACAGGACACACACACACACACACACAUACACAAACACACAUACCACACCACUAGUGCUGCGCGAUUAGUGCUUUUUGAGGUCAGUUUGGUUUCAGUUCGAUUAUUUAAAAAAUAAUCACGGUUUUCUAUUUUGGUUUUGAUUAUUUUGUUUAACAUUAAAUGCACUAUUCAUUAUAUGGGUUGAAUGCCAUCCCAUGAUGGUAGUGACUGCCCAUUACUGCUUAUCACUUAUUACUUAAAUAUUUCAGUUGUUGUGUAUAUUAUAUUUGUUUUAUUUGAUGACUUUAUUGUUUCAUUCCAAGUAAUCAUCUCAUCUCUAUAGAGCUGCUGCCUAUGCUGUCUGACAAAAUCACUAUUUUAGUAGUUCUUCAAAGUAAAUAAGGCAUACAGUGGGGAAAAAAAGUAUUUAGUCAGCCACCAAUGGUGCAAGUUCUCCCACUUAAAAAGAUAGGUACACGUCAACUAGGUACACGUCAACUAUGACAGACAAAUUGAGGAAAAUAAAUCCAGAAAAUCACAUUGUAGGAUUUUUAAUGAAUUUAUUUGCAAAUUAUGGUGGAAAAUAAGUAUUUGGUCAACUACAAACAAGCAAGAUUUCUGGCUCUCACAGACCUGUAACUUCUUCUUUAAGAGGCUCCUCUGUCCUCCACUCGUUACCUGUAUUAAUGGCACCUGUUUGAACUUGUUAUCAGUAUAAAAGACACCUGUCCACAACCUCAAACAAUCACACUCCAAACUCCACUAUGGCCAAGACCAAAGAGCUGUCAAAGGACGCCAGAAACAAAAUUGUAGACCUGCACCAGGCUGGGAAGACUGAAUCUGCAAUAGGUAAGCAGCUUGGUUUGAAGAAAUCAACUGUGGGAGCAAUUAUUAGGAAAUGGAAGACAUACAAGACCACUGAUAAUCUCCCUCGAUCUGGGGCUCCACGCAAGAUCUCACCCCGUGGGGUCAAAAUGAUCACAAGAACGGUGAGCAAAAAUCCCAGAACCACACGGGUGGACCUAGUGAAUGACCUGCAGAGAGCUGGGACCAAAGUAACAAAGCCUACCAUCAGUAACACACUACGCCGCCAGGGACUCAAAUCCUGCAGUGCCAGACGUGUCCACCUGCUUAAGCCAGUACAUGUCCAGGCCCGUCUGAAGUUUGCUAGAGUGCAUUUGGAUGAUCCAGAAGAGGAUUGGGAGAAUGUCAUAUGGUCAGAUGAAACCAAAAUAUAACUUUUUGGUAAAAACUCAACUCGUCGUGUUUGGAGGACAAAGAAUGCUGAGUUGCAUCCAAAGAACACCAUACCUACUGUGAAGCAUGGGGGUGGAAACAUCAUGCUUUGGGGCUGUUUUUCUGCAAAGGGACCAGGACGACUGAUCCGUGUAAAGGAAAGAAUGAAUGGGGCCAUGUAUCGUGAGAUUUUGAGUGAAAACCUCCUUCCCUCAGCAAAGGCAUUGAAGAUGAAACGUGGCUGGGUCUUUCAGCAUGACAAUGAUCCCAAACACACCGCCCGGGCAACGAAGGAGUGGCUUCGUAAGAAGCAUUUCAAGGUCGUGGAGUGGCCUAGCCAGUCUCCAGAUCUCAACCCCAUAGGAAAUCUUUGGAGGGAGUUGAAAGUCCGUGUUGCCCAGCGACAGACCCAAAACAUCACUGCUCUAGAGGAGAUCUGCAUGGAGGAAUGGGCCAAAAUACCAGCAACAGUGUGUGAAAACCUUGUGAAGACUUACAGAAAAUGUUUGACCUGUGUCAUUGCCAACAAAGGGUAUAUAACAAAGUAUUGAGAAACUUUUGUUAUUGACCAAAUACUUAUUUUGCAAAUAAAUUCAUUAAAAAUCCUACAAUGUGGUUUUCUGGAUUUUUUUUCCUCAUUUUGUCUGUCAUAGUUGACGUGUACCUAUGAUGAAAAUUACAGGCCUCUCUCAUCUUUUUAAGUGGGAGAACUUGCACAAUUGGUGGCUGACUAAAUACUUUUUUUCCCCACUGUACUUUUAUGACUGCUGAAUACCAACUAUCAAUCACUUAGAUCAGGGAGGUCAAACUCAUUCCAUGGAAGGUCUAGUGUCUGCAGGUUUUAGUUUUUUCCUUUCAAUUAAGACCACAACCAGGGAGUUCUUUACUAAUUAGAGACCUUAAUUCAUCAAUCAAGUACAAGGAAGGAGCGAAAACCUGCAAACACUCGGCCCUCCGUGGAAUGAAUUUGACACGUGACUUAGAUAAUGUAUUUUCAGGUAGAGAUCCCUCAUGAAGCAACUACUCCCUAUCCCUCAAUUGUGCAUUCUUCUGUCUCUUUUACAUAGCAGGUGUAAAAGAAACACAGACUCGACAAGUAGGUGCGCAAUGGAUUAUGGUCAUUGUAGUUAAUUACCACGUUUUCUGCACUAAACUAUGAAGAAUAUUGGCCUGUUGGAAACUCCCAGCCAGACCCUGCUGUCAGGAACAACCCGGCGACAGUCCCCUUUCUGUUUGCUGAUAAAAUGAGUGAUGAUAAAAAAACUUACGAGCCCCAAUUAAAACAUGCCCACAUUUGAGACCUCACCAAUCAUUGUUUUCUCUUGGCCAUAACGUUUUUUAUGACAGAGGUAUUCUGACAGAAAUGAUCAAGGAGGUAAAAUGAAAAGCUUUGAAGUCCUGGGUUUCAGAUCAAAAGCCCCGGCUAAUGCCCCAUUACAGGUUGCACUCAGGCACUUUAGUGGCCAGCCCCCUCGUGAUCCAGUAAUGCAGCCAACAAAAAUAUGUUCCCUCUCUCUGCUUGGCUCCAUUUCUAGCCCUGGACCCUGCCUUCCUCACCAGGGGUUUAACUGAUCAGCUGAUGAUGGCAAGGUUGAUGGCCUUCCUUCUUCUUUCAAGGUUUUGUAUUAGAGCCAGAUGUUCUGAGUGCAGUUAGAGUACUGGUAUAUUAAAGUAAGGUCUUAUACAGGUAUAGGACCUGUUUGAACUGCUUUUACCAUGUUUAUUGUUUUGUUUUUCCAUCUGAGUGGACUCAGUAAUGGCCCUUAUAUUGUACCAGAGUGGUUUUCAAAAGGUGAUUUCAGUUAUUUCAGUGCAGAGUUAAGGGUAAUAGCUUUUCACUUUCUUCCAUGUUUUUGAAAAUUUGAUUUGAUGUCAGUGGUACUGUGUGUCUGUAUGUGAGAGUGAGACUGUUGGCUCUAUUUUUGUUUGUGUGGGUGUCUGUUUGUUUCAAUAUGUUUUAUGAGUGAAAUAAUAUCAUUUUAUGUUGGCAGUGAAUCUAAAGUUCCUUUCACAUUCAUUAGUUUUGGCAAAAUUGUAUUUCUAUUAUAUAUUGUUAUUUUCCAUUGAUGGCACAGUAUUUCCAUUGAUGUCACAGUAUUUCUAUUGCUGGCACAGUAUUUCCAUUGAUGGCACAGUAUUUCCAUUGAUGGCACAGUAUUUCCAUUGAUGGCACAGUAUUUCCAUUGCUGGCACAGUAUUUCCAUUGCUGGCACAGUAUUUCCAUUGAUGGCACAGUAUUUCCAUUGAUGGCACAGUAUUUCUUGAAUUGUUCCCAACCUUCUAUUCCAGGGCUGGCCCGUGUCAAAUUCUCAGUGCCUCAGAAGUGAUGGCACUUUAACAGUACUGUAGCCCAGUUGAAAGGGAUGCAGAAGGCUGUGUAACAUUGGCCAAAUGUGUUUCCCUCCACUGUAUGGUCACUGGGAAAUAACCUUGGUUAUACACACUGCUGCAGGAAGGUCCAAUGAAUGUGGACACGGAAAGUGGCUUAUUAUUCACAAUCUGAUUUUGAAAAGGCAUCUUAGGAUCCGCCCUUCUGGCAUCUAUCCUCACAUAGAUUGCUUUUCCUUGCACUCCUUCUCUUUCCCUUCUUCCCUCGCUCCUUCCAUCCCUCUCUCAUGGAAGGCGUUAGCCGGCAGAUUGGACAGAGUGAGCAAUGUUCAGCAGUUAAAAAUUGAACAAGGGUAGAGAGCAAUUAAAACUGGAUGACCUUUAUGGGAGGUGGGGGGCUGUUAAAGACACAAAGUUCAACAGUGUUAUUUCUAAUAACAUUGAUUUAACGUUGUCCAAAGGGUUCUGGGCGGUGCCGGCCCAGCCAGCUACAGUCAAAUCCCAACGGGAGGAGGAGAGGUUACAGGGGUUUUAUAUGGACACACACACUGGCCCCUCCGUUAGCCCCAUCAUCGUUUUACAGUUAAAACUACAGUUGUAAUUCUUCAAAUAAAUACGUUUUCAUUAUCUCCCUUUGAUCUCAGAGAGAGCGAAGGAGAUGUGAAACAUGCUCAAGGUUAUAUUAUGCUACUGGUGAGCUCCUUCGAAGAAGUGGGUAUUUUUACUUCAAUGCGUUAUCUGUCCGUUUCACGUGGUCAGAAGAAACUCAGGACACUACUAAGCAGAGUGAAAGACAGUGGUAAGUGUUAGCUCCCUAGUAGUUAAAAUGAGUGUAAUAUUAUCAUAUUGGUCUGAUAUUCUCCAUUCACGUGGAUGUAUUAGCAUUGAGUUACCUACUAGCUAGCCAUGCUAAAGUCUUCAUAAAGAGCUGUAGGGAGCUACUUGACAUCCUAUUAAUAAUAUGGUCAGUUUAAUAUCCUCCAAAAGCCUGAGCCGCUGUAUCAAGCGGCCAUCCUGAUCGCUCCGCUCGCAGAACCCAAAUCCCAGUAGCUAUGUUGCUGAUUAGUAUAGAAGGAUGUAGCUUAGCCGUUAUCAGCUCUUGGCGCCAAUGACACAGUAAUCCAGCUAGGCGCUAGAUGCUGUGGCACCAGAAAACACACACUAGAAUUAUGUAAUUUACCAAACAAAGACUGAUGGACUUCUAAAUAUGUGGUAUCUCCUUGAGCCUUUCAAAGUGACCCGUUUAGACCAGUCAGAACUUUCCUCCUCCAGCAGCAGCUAACAGGCAGCAUUUCAUUCGGUGACUAAAAGCUCUUCAAAAGCCUUCAUAAUAAGAGGUUCUCAUAUGAUGAUGUAACCUAACAAGGAGAAGACUAAGGCUAAUUUCGACAUGCUAGCUGUAGAAAACAGCAAUUAAAGAAAGGUGGUAUCAAUGCAAUUUGUUAGUGUGUUUUCAUCCUUUAAUUGAAGCCUCUGUUUCAGGAGGGGACUAGAUAUUCUGCAAUAACACAUAAUUGUUGUGGGUGUUGGUCACCAUUAGAAAGUAAGGCUGCUGGCUAUAGCGUAGCCCAUGUGACUUCAUAGCCUUUUCAUUUUCCAUACGCUCUUAUCCAGUGCAACUUAAAGUUAGUGAGUUCAUACAUUUUUCAUACUGCCCCCCCGUGGGAAUCGAACCCACAACCCUGGCAUUGCAAACGCCAUGCUCUACCAACUGAGCUACAGAGGGCCUUCUUCACAAGUUUAUUUUGCAGAAAGACAUUAUUGGAGGAAGUCGACAUUCUCCAUGUUUCUUUCAUGUGAAUGUUGUACAUAUUUUAGUCAGAGCCUUAAACACAUGGCACUCCAUGGUGUUUGAAGUGCUCUGCAUUAGUAAAACCCCUUCCAGCAAGGCUGAAGUCUGGCAAAGCCUAGCCUCAUCUUCGUACCAUCCAGACAUCAACUGUAAACGGUUUACUUUCUCUCAAGAGUUUCCUUUUACUGAACACAGGGUUAUUGCUGCUCAAGCCUCAUCUCCCUCACAAUAAAUGGGUUUUUAGAUUCUUAAGAUGGGAAAAAAGUUUGAGAAAAAACUAAGCUAUAGACACUUACCAGCUAAAAUGGCAGUUGUUUGCUUAUUACCCUUGAGGCUAUAGAAAAUGUAUUCAUAGUAAAUGCUUAAACACCACCUACAGGGGAAAGAAGUACACAGGCAUGCAUAAUUAUGGUUAGUAUCCAGCUAUGAUACUUUAAAAGCAUUAGUAUGGUGUUCCUUUCUCUUUUUAUAUAAUAAUUGGCUAAUUAUAGGACAAAAUAUUGUGAAGGGUAUUACCGCCAUAGUGGAAAAGACGAGGUGCAAUCAGGGAAUACACUUUCCAUGACAUAGACUGACCAGCUGAAUCCAGGUGAAAGCUAUGAUCCCUUAUUGAUGUCACUUGUUAAAUCCACUUCAAUCAGUGUAGAUAAAGGGGAGGAGACAGGUUAAAGAAGGAUUUUUAAGCCUUGAGACAAUUGAGACAUGGAUUGUAUAUGUGUGCCAUUCAGAUGGUGAAUGGGCAAGACAAAAUAUUUAAGGGCCUUUGAACGGGGUAUCGUAGUAGGUGCCAGGCGCAACGGUUUAAGUGUGUCAAGAACUGCAACGCUGCUGGGUUUUUCACGCUCAACAGUUUCCCGUGUUUAUCAAGAAUUAUCCACCACCCAAAGGACAUCCAGCCAAUAUUAGGAAGGUGUUCCUAAUGUUUUGUAAACUCACUGUAUAUUGUGUACAGUCCUAAUUUCACAUGCCAUUUUUCCAAAAAUAAAUGUUGUGAUCUCCAAACUAAACACUCGGAAAAAUGUCAUUUCUAAAUUGCCAUUUGUUCAUUUAGCCCCUAUUACAUUUUCCAACAGCAGAGUGACUUUCUUAGCACUUUAAUUUGAAUUAAGACACUGAAGUACGACGUGGAUGAGCUACAGUUUAGCGACCAUCUCGUAAUCAACGUCCUCUUGCAUGUACGUGCCACCGAGCACAGCUCAUUUGGAUCCUAUUUUCUGUAUUGCAUUGUCUCAUCCCCAAUGCAGUCAGCUAGGCCCAGCGUUGGAGCAUGAACUAGAUUUGGUGAACUGUGUUCGUGAAUAAUGCAUUUUGUCAGUGGCGUCCUGGCAUUUGCCCGAUGGGAUUGCCUCUGGAGCAUUCGUUGGGGUCUGCAUUUCUGUUAGGCGACUGAUGAAACACCUAUGCUGAGUAUUUCACACCUGUCAGUGACGUCACCAGGUGGAGAUGAAAGAUGGAAAUAUCAGGAGGAACCACAUGAUGUGGUGCUUCACCCUUGUCACAUUUACAGCACAUUACAGGGACCUUUACAUUUUUACUAGCUUACUGCCACUAUAUUGGAUUUGCAGACGGGCAUAAAAAGGUAUAAGCUGGAACAUUUGAUGUACUCUCUCGACGUUAGGCUACCACAGACAGCCUCUUUAUGUGUUCCCACUGUGAGAUAUGCUGCAUGUGAUUGAGAUAGUUUAGAUCUUAAAAAAAAAAAGACUGUCCCUUGUGACGUUCUCGAGAACGCUGCAAAUUAACCAAAUUAAGUAUCCCUCUCUCUCUCUCUCUCUCUCUCUCUCUCUCUCUCUCUCUCUCUCUCUCUGCUUUCUCUCUAUUUGCUCUCUGUAUUUGUGCCUGUCUGUAAGCAGCAACACGUGAUGGAGACAGACAAAAGAGUGGCAUUUUGGGGAGGUUAGCUGUGGUUUUUGUGUUGCUAGUCAGCUACGAGUGUUUCUAUAAGCCUGUGAAUGGGCUCGUUGAGUCGGAGGUAAUUUUGGGCCCUGGCGUGGGGCACUAGUUGGACUGGCCUUUCUGCUGACUGGCCUGCUUUCUUCCCCCGCCCUCAGCAGCAGCAGCAGCAGCAGCAGUAUAUACCCCUCUCUCUGCUGCAUCGGCAUUUAUGUCCAAACCAAAGACCUUUAUCUCCCUGGGCCUGUGGCCAUGACGACAUGUCUGAUAUGCCGUGGUGGUGGCAGCGAGGAUCUCUUUCAGUUUUGCUAAUAAAUCUAGAUGUACUGUAGAUAAACUGGAACAUCCAGGGUUAGUACAAUACAUGCUGCUCUGGUCUCCUAUGGGCUAUGGGAGCUUGGGGGCUGGGGGAUAGGGGUUGGGAAGCUGGCCAUGAUAAAUGAAUAGACACACGCUGGACAUCCCCAUUCAUUAUUAUUGGAAUUUCUGCUGCCUGCUGGGAAUUUGCACAGUGAUUUCCAUGGCGCCUGGCUGCUGAAGGGCCUCCCAAAGGUGUUCACAUGGCCAAAUCUCAGACUGAGCUAGAGAACAGGAGCUCAGCUCAGCAGCCAAACAACAGGCCUCAGUGCCACAAAGACUCACAGGGAAACCACUGCAGUCAAUUGUAGGCUAACCCAUGGUAUUACAUACACACUAAUAUCAGUUAACCCAGAACUGAAGUCUUGCGUAAUUGAUGCUCAAUUAAGUUCUGGGUCCAUGCGUGUUAAGAGAAGAGAUAGAACGAGGAUCGGAACUGGAAAGAAGAGCUCCACCCUCUCUCUUUGCAAGUUACGGGCAGGUCUAUGGGCCAAAUGUCCCAUUUCCUUCAGAAAUUCGAAAGAUGCUAACACCUGUGAAAUCGUGAUUUGUCCAAAUAACCAGUGACAAGAAAUCCAAGACCUAAUGGUGCUCGUUAUCUCACACAUCCCAUUGUAUCAUGACAGAUCUACGGUACCAGUUAUGUUUACAUAGUCUGUCCACGAGAGAUUGCACACACACACACACACACACACACACUGUCUACCCUCAGACACACAGGGAGCAACAUUGCAGCCUUGUUUUUUAGUUAUACUUCACCGGAAGAAAUACAAUUUGUGAUAAUUAAGAUGAAGCAAUAUUAAGAGGCCAAACACACCCACCCACCCACCCACCCAGUCAUUCUCUCUCUCUCUCUCUCUCUCUCUCUCUCUCUCUCUCUCUCUCUCUCUCUCUCUCUCUCUCUCUCUCUCUCUCUCUCUCUCUCUCUCUCUCUCUCUCUCUCUCUCUCUGUCAAUCUCGCUCUCGCUCUCGCUCUCUCUCUCAAACUAUAUGCUCACUAUACAAAUCAGCAUAUGUUCCAUCCAGGUGCAUACAUAUAGAAUGUGUACAGUACAUAGUUUUGGGGUAAUUUAGAUCAAAACAUUCAUUGGACCUAUCAUCUCUUUGAUCCUAUAGGCCACAAUAAACAAAGCACAAAGCACUUUAGCCAACCAAUCAAUAUACCUCAUUAAGAAUAGAGUGUGUGAAGUAGAUUGUCUCACCUCUCCCUUCAACGAUAUGUUGUCUCUCAAGUCUCAUCCACCCAGUAAAAGCUGUCAUUGUGAGCUGAGCCGUUCUGACACUUCUCUCUGUAUUCUGUAUGUGUCUGAGCAUCAGACGGACUAGUGCUGUGGAGGUGAUUGCCUGAAGGCUGGAAGGAAACAACUUCAGCUAACCAAGGUCACAUAGCGCUCUGAAGUCGGCUUUGCCAGGUUCAAACAGACAGAAAAAAACUAAUGGGAUGAGGUUGCUUGAACAAAAGCUCUGUGCGGAUGGUCAAUAUAUAGGCUCAUGGUGUGUUCGGUUCCAGAAUAUAGGCAUAGGAUAGAUAUUCUUGUAUAUCUUAAUUUCAUAGUGUUUACUUUGCUUCUUUCCCCCACAAUGCCGAGCCACUCUCUGAGACACCUUUGUGUGCUUUUCAUCAAUAUUUAGAUGAAUGGCAAUUCCUCAGGUGCAGCAGAUCAGUGCAGUACUAUGGCUCUGUUUGCAGAUGCGAUGCUUUAACUGUAGCACAGUGUAAUGGGUUGCAUCCAAGGCCCUUUCAACAGUUUCUCCCUCCCUCUCUACAAACGUGUUAAAGUAAAGCAGGAUUGUAUUUUCAUUCAUCUUCUUGAGAACCCUCUGAAUACAUUUUAGUUCAGUGUUUUAUUUUCAAAUCAAAUCAAAUCAAAUCAAAUCAAAUUGUAUUGGUCACAUGCGCCGAAUACAACAGGUGCAGACAUUACAGUGAAAUGCUUACUUACAGCCCUUAACCAACAGUGCAUUUAUUUAUUUGUUUUUAAAAAAUAAAACAACAACAAAAAAAGUGUUGAGAAAAAAAGAGCAGAAGUAAAUAAAAUAACAGUAGGGAGGCUAUAUAUACAGGGGGGUACCGGUGCAGAGUCAAUGUGCGGGGGCACCGGCUAGUUGAGAUAAUUGAAGUAAUAUGUACAUGUGGGUAGAGUUAAAGUGACUAUGCAUAAAUAAUUAACAGAGUAGCAGCAGCGUAAAAAGGAUGGGGUGGGGGGGCAGUGCAAAUAGUCUGGGUAGCCAUGAUUAGCUGUUCAGGAGUCUUAUGGCUUGGGGGUAAAAGCUGCAACCAACAAGGCUCAGUGCUUGUACAGUAUUCAUCAAUUAUAAUCCUCGUUACAGUGGGGGAAAAAAGUAUUUAGUCAGCCACCAAUUGUGCAUGUUCUCCCACUUAAAAAGAUGAGAGAGGCCUGUAAUUUCCAUCAUAGGUACACGUCAACUAUGACAGACAAAUUGAGAUUUUUUUUCUCCAGAAAAUCACAUUGUAGGAUUUUUAUUGAAUUUAUUUGCAAAUUAUGGUGGAAAAUAAGUAUUUGGUCACCUACAAACAAGCAAGAUUUCUGGCUCUCACAGACCUGUAACUUCUUCUUUAAGAGGCUCCUCUGUCCUCCACUCGUUACCUGUAUUAAUGGCACCUGUUUGAACUUGUUAUCAGUAUAAAAGACACCUGUCCACAACCUCAAACAGUCACACUCCAAACUCCACUAUGGCCAAGACCAAAGAGCUGUCAAAGGACACCAGAAACAAAAUUGUAGACCUGCACCAGGCUGGGAAGACUGAAUCUGCAAUAGGUAAGCAGCUUGGUUUGAAGAAAUCAACUGUGGGAGCAAUUAUUAGGAAAUGGAAGACAUACAAGACCACUGAUAAUCUCCCUCGAUCUGGGGCUCCACGCAAGAUCUCACCCCGUGGGGUCAAAAUGAUCACAAGAACGGUGAGCAAAAAUCCCAGAACCACACGGGGGGACCUAGUGAAUGACCUGCAGAGAGCUGGGACCAAAGUAACAAAGCCUACCAUCAGUAACACACUACGCCACCAGGGACUCAAAUCCUGCAGUGCCAGACGUGUCCCCCUGCUUAAGCCAGUACAUGUCCAGGCCCGUCUGAAGUUUGCUAGAGUGCAUUUGGAUGAUCCAGAAGAGGAUUGGGAGAAUGUCAUAUGGUCAGAUGAAACCAAAAUAGAACUUUUUGGUAAAAACUCAACUCGUCGUGUUUGGAGGACAAAGAAUGCUCAGUUGCAUCCAAAGAACACCAUACCUACUGUGAAGCAUGGGGGUGGAAACAUCAUGCUUUGGGGCUGUUUUUCUGCAAAGGGACCAGGACGACUGAUCCGUGUAAAGGAAAGAAUGAAUGGGGCCAUGUAUCGUGAGAUUUUGAGUGAAAACCUCCUUCCAUCAGCAAGGGCAUUGAAGAUGAAACGUGGCUGGGUCUUUCAGCAUGACAAUGAUCCCAAAAACACCGCCCGGGCAACGAAGGAGUGGCUUCGUAAGAAGCAUUUCAAGGUCCUGGAGUGGCCUAGCCAGUCUCCAGAUCUCAACCCCAUAGAAAAUCUUUGGAUGGAGUUGAAAGUCUGUGUUGCCCAGCGACAGCCCCAAAACAUCACUGCUCUAGAGGAGAUCUGCAUGGAGGAAUGGGCCAAAAUACCAGCAACAGUGUGUGAAAACCUUGUGAAGACUUACAGAAAACGUUUGACCUGUGUCAUUGCCAACAAAGGGUAUAUAACAAAGUAUUGAGAAACUUUUGUUAUUGACCAAAUACUUAUUUUCCACCAUAAUUUGCAAAUAAAUUCAUUAAAAAUCCUACAAUGUGAUUUUCUGGAUUUUUUUUUCUCAUUUUGUCUGUCAUAGUUGACGUGUACCUAUGAUGAAAAUUACAGGCCUCUCUCAUCUUUUUAAGUGGGAGAACUUGCACAAUUGGUGGCUGACUAAAUACUUUUUUCCCCACUGUAUGUUCUCUCUUCUCUCUAUCUAUCUCUAGGUCUCUCUCUAGUCUCUUCUGGGUUUUUUUUUUAUACAUAGAAAAUGCCUGUAUUUUGGUCCUCUUUUCAUGAGGACAUGGUGGUUCAUUCAGUAAGGUACACACUUCACUGGAUACCUUUGUGUCCACUGUAAAAGUCAACUGUCUGAUCAUAGUGAAUGUUUUUUCCCCUCUCUUUAUUCUUUGCUCAUUUUCACAAUUUCACAAUACUUUGCCAUUGGGAAAAUGGCUCUGUCACCUGCUGUGGUGGUUUAGCCAUUGUGCUUUAUGUUCCAGAAUAGAAAGGAACUGGUACAUGUUGUGUAUUAUGUUGAAAGCCGGAUGCAAGUGAACUCAAAAGGCUUUCUCUUUAGUUUAACUAGCAAGACAGUGUUAAUUAUUUCUGUCACUGAAGGGUUGUUAUUCGUAGGUAGUUAAUUGUAUUUCGGUGUGUGUGUGUGUGUGUGUGUGUGUGUGUGUGUGUGUGUGUGUGUGUGUGCGAGUGUGCACAAAAAAUUGAGGCUCCUAUUUUUGCUUUUCACACUCCCAACAUCCUAGAUCAGCACCCAGUCAAUAGGGCCGGGGGUUAAACGUUAGUUCCUGUUCAGAGCCAGGGCUCAGCCUCCCUCCUUCUACAGGCCCACAGGUGAUGUGAUCCCUCCCACUGCUGUGCUCCCAGUGUAAAGACCCGCUGAAGUCGCAGCUCUCUGUAGCUCUGUCUGUCCUCAAGGUAACACAAGAAUGGGAGAUUAGAUGUCCUUCUUCAAGGCUUUUGUUAAGUAAUUUGCCGUCUGGUUUAAUAAUUCAAAAUGGCAUCGGCGCAGCCUACACAGAAAUGAUAUAUCUUUACGUCUUAUCUCUUUAGCUUGGAGGAGUUUCAGUAUUAUGUGUAUGCUGGCUGUUUUUCUGUUCUCUCUUUGUGUAUGUGUGUGUGUGUGUGUGUGCAUGUGUGUGUACAUAGAUGUUUGUUUAUGUGUGUGUGUGAGUGUGUGUGUGUGUGUGUGUGUGUGUGUGUGUGUGUGUGUGUGUGUGUGUGUGUGUGUGUGUGUGUGUGUGUGUGUGUGUUUUAACGUGUAGAAUUGUGUGUGUAUGUGUGGUGUUUGAGAUGCACUGUCACUCACCUGUAACAUGAACCAAUAUCAGACCACUGCCACUGAAGUGCUCUGGGACUGUGUACUAGAGCUCCAAGGAGCUGUGUGUGUGUGUGUAUGUGUGUAUGUGUGUAUGUGUGUAUGUGUGCACACUGAUGAAAUAAACAUCACACACUUCUCACUCCCUUGGAGUCAGGAUUGCUAGCCGACCACGGCGAAGCAUCCGUGUUUGUUAUUGGGGAGAAAGCUAGCAUGCAACGACUUGAGCUAAAAGCAAUAAGAAAAAAGUCUGGAACCUAUGUAAAUUAUUCCUCUAUUUAUUUAAGCUGGUGCUUCUAUUUACCCAGACAGAACAGUGCAUUUAGCCACAGUCUAAUUGGCACAUCAGUUUUAAAAAACAAUGUUUUGGUAUUUUAGAUUUAUUCGUUGUGAUUCAGCAAGUGCCCUUCAGGGGUGCACAUCUCCCUUUUGCUUUCUUUCUUUUUCUCUUUUUUCUCUCACUUUCUCCUUCUCUCUUUCUACCACACCAGUUUUUAACAAUACUUUUGGGGCACAGCUUGAAAUACAUUAUGUAUGAGUUUUAGGAGGAAUUGGAGAACCUUUGUGGACUGUACCACACAGUCUGGGAGUGGUGUGGGAGGAGGGCACCUGUCUGUCUAUCUGGAUGUCUCUCUGAGUGUCUAUUCGCUGUCUUUCUGUCUCUCUCUCCCUGGUUGCAUCAGCUUCAAUCUCAUGUUCUGUCUCCUCUCUCCCUCUCUCUCUUACAGUGAAGUUUGUGAACUGCGGCCAAGAUGGACUGGUGCAGUUUGAGUGCAGUAACCCGUCCGACUUCCGUAUAGAGGCUGACGGGGUGGUCUACGCCCUCAGGCCCUUGACCGUGUCCACCCUCCGGGCGGUGCCCCUAGUGAUUGUGGCCAGGGACGAGACCAAUCAGCAGAAAUGGCAGACCCAAGUGAGAUUAAUGCCCCCUAUAGGCCAGAGCCAGCAGGUACGUCCAACACCUCCACACACAUCCUCUCUCGUUUCCACCCUCUCCUCUCUCUCUCUAAUGUUUCUUGAUUAUUUGUGACUUCGGGUAGCAUUGUGGAAUCUGGAAAGUUCCAAUUCCAAUUCCGCCCCUGCAUCCAAUUCCUUCCUCUUAGUAGCCGUGCCAAGCAUUCACAGAUUAUUUGUUCCCUAAAUUGUAGCAGGUGUUCCGGGAGACUGGAUGGAUGCUCACUAAUUAAAACGUAACGUAUCAUUUUAAAGGGGAGCACAAUCACAUACUCAACACGGUCAGUGGGUAUUGGCGCCACACACAACACAUGCAAAAUAGCUCCUCAUAAAGACUGAUUUCAAUCAGCCUCCUUGUGGCGGCAGCGGCGAGGUUUAUGGCUGUAUGUUUGUCAUCCAACCAGAGGGGAAUGCAUUGCAGUGCACCCCUAGUGGUGAUUCAGAGGACAGGGAGCAUCUGUCUCUAGGCUUCAAAGAUCCUACCGUUCAGUCAAUGUUCUGUUGGGCUCGACAGGCACCGCUAACGCUUGACCAUGUGCUCAUCAGUCAACAUUGUGAUUGGCUGUAGAGGAGAGAGGCCGUGUGAUGUGGUGAUGUAAUCAAGUGUGUAAUUGAGAGAGAGAACAGGGAGAUGAGGAGAAACAAGACUCAAACGGCUGUGUUUGUAUUUAUAACCUCAUACUCAGUACUAGAUUAUGUGUUUCUGUUCAGUUAAAUGGCCAUAAUCUGUGACAGUCUUUCUCUCUCACUAGCUGGAAUGGUGUGAAUUGGCUAGAGUGCACAGACUCACAUUUAAGCUCUCUCUCUCGCUCUCUCUCUCCAAUUUUUAGGUUGAAUUAUUGAAGUCAGCAUUGUCUGAUCUUCAUGCAUUGUGGACUCUCAUUGUUAAUGAAUGCCUCUUAAAUACAGCACAAUGAGCCUCUUUGUUCAACAAAGACACCAUCUGAAAAUACAUUGUCUCUUUCUCCAGUCAUAUACAGAACAAAUUAGCUGCACAAGCAGCCCAUUUCAAAAGCACCUCUUCGAAACAUCACAUAAAAGGCGAGUGCAUUAUUUUAUAAGCCUCCAGAUUAAACAUACAUUUUUACAGUUAUGUCAAAUAGAUGUGAGUGCAGUAGGGCAGCAGCAGCAGCAGCAGCAGCGAUGAAGUCAAAUUAAACUUCUAUGGGGGAUGAUUUAGCAAGAGUUUUGAAAACAGCAUUGUUAGGCGCUGAUGCUCAUUUACCAUAGUGACUCCUGCAGGUAUGUGAUUUUAAUGACACCAUUAGUCACUCGUGUCGCUCAUUUAAAGAGAAUUGCACACUUGUCCAGGGCAGAUAAACAAGGGGCUUGGCCACAGAGCUGGCCACAAUUUAGCAGCAGCGGCCCACCGUUGUUAAAUGAAUAUAGGGGAAACACUGGUGUGGUUAUCUGGUUAUGUGGUUCUCUCUCCAAUGCAAUGAUUGUCAUGAAUCAUCAUCAUGCGAUCCAUAAUCACAUCAGAGAUUAGAUGCUAUAUUAGCAAACACUGUGAACGCAUCGGCCCUAGGGGAAUGUUUUAAUCUAUAAAGAAAUAACGAUUGGCUCAUUAACAUCAGUAACCUUCCCUACCAUCAGCAUAAACGUCACCACAGGAGACAGGCUGAAAACCAAGACCCACCCUAGGCUUUAGAGAGGGUGAUUUUGUACUUGUCUAUAGCAACACACACACACACACAUACACAAACACAUCUCUCUCACACACAUUACACAAACACUCCCAAGCUCUCAGGGAUACUGAAGUGUAGUCUAGCAGUCAGAGGAUGUAGGGGGCAGAGAGACCUCCAGUAAACUCCAGAGAUAGAUAGAUGUGACUGUGCUGGGGCUGAGACUGCUAAGCAAACCCUCCACACCAUUCAUCAUUCCAACCGCCAGGUCAGAAAUAAUUACCACUCUCUCCUUCGGUUUAAUAGGAUAAUAGAUAUUUCUGAUGCAUGUUCCCCGCUAUCUGUCCGCUUGCCUCUCUGCAUUUCAAAUGUGUGAAUGCAGCAUAAUCGGAUUUCAAACAUGAUUAGUGGAGGUGCUCCGACAACUCUGCAGAUGGUCAAGGAGAGGCUGCGUGCUUGGUGAGGCUGCGUGGGAUGGGACUCGUGUUGUAAGGGGGCAAAACUGUAAUUAAUUUAGCUGUUUGCACACUGUGGCUUUAGGCUAGUUUUAGUACUUUGGAUAUUGUGUAACGAAUUGACGAUCAGUAAUUGCAGACGGAGGAGAGAGAGUUAAGAAGGGACUUUCUGAAGCAUGACUGUUCUACCUAAGUUUCAUUUUUCCAUCGGGCGUUCAAGGCUAUUAUGACUUCUCUGGCGCUACUUGGGUCUCUCGCCCAACAGUCUCUCUCUCUGUGGAACAGCAAAGGCAAAUGGAGCCAUCUGGCUAUAUAGAGUCUGGCUUGCAGGUACCAUCCUCCUUUGUUUCAAAUCACAUUCAUUACAGCCAAGGGAGGAUGGCACAUCCAUUUUACAAGCCUGUGUGUGUGCCUGUUUGUGUGUGUGCCUGUGCGUGCAUGCAUGCUUUUAUCAGGACAUGAGAGGAGGUCUGUGAUUUAAAGCUAACUGAGGGGCUACAGUACUAUCCUCGCCAAAUAAUCUCAAACGCUACUCUCAUUCCCAGCCAUGGAGAAGAGAGCCUGGAAAGAGAGGCUGUUCAAAAACAUCAUCACACGUAUGAAGGAAAUGUUAACCUUCACUGAUUUCUCAAAGACUAAAUAGAUCCUAAAAUAUAAUGUGAUCACAUCAAAAAGCCUCCUCCCUCCUAGAUUAGGUCCUCUAGCUGGUAUAGUUCAAUGAGUAUGUUUACAUGCACACUAAUAAUUGAAUAUUAAACUGAUUAUGGCAGUUGGCCAAGUAUGGCUUUAGUCAUGUAAACACCUCACUCUGCUUAUCUUAAUCGGCCUAAGGUCAUGAUCGAAGUCAGCAUACGCCGAUUAAAACACCUGGUUUUCUGAGCAAUCUUUCGAAUUAUUAGGACAUGUAAACAACUUAAUCUGAAUUCCAGCUGUGUAUUUGAUCUGCGCAUGUGCUAGCACCAGACGAGCGAGCCUCCCUCUUAUUAUGCACGAGUGAACGUUUAUCUUUAUUGGCGAUUUUCUGCAUUUAUCAAAGUCCCAUCAGGUAGCCUGAUUUCAGAUGUGUCCAUGUAAACAGGAUUAUUAAGGAAAUAAUUAUUCUUGCAAAGCAUGUAAAGGUUUUAAUCUAACUAUUAUAUUAAUCUGACUAGUCACAUUAGUCAUAUUAUUGUGUGCAUGUAACCAUACUCAACGAUAUUAACAAAAAACUGUUUUAGGGCAGUCAAGAAUUUGCAUUCUCUUGAAUUAUUUCCAUAACUUCAUUGGUAGGUAAAGACACUUUGUCUUGUGGCUACUGUAUGAACAGUCUACCUAAAGCCAUUGGUUUUUAGAUGUGUCCAGUUGGUAAACGGAUGUUACUUCUCUCCUCCAGGCCCAAGAUAUCCCAGCUCCCCCAGCUCUGUCCCAGGGUCUCCAGGAGAUCUGGUUCCCAUCGCGGCAGACAGACAGCAGCUCUGUGGGCCAGCUCAAACGCAUGAAGAGGGACUGGGUAAUCCCCCCAAUCAACGUCCCAGAGAACUCCAGAGGAGAGUUCCCCCAGGACCUGGUCCGGGUAAGACGCCACAUACACACACACACACACACCUAUCACACCAGUUAUCUACAACCUGAAAGGAGAUGGUGCUCUUAUUUUGAGCUUCAUGGUUCUAUGGAGCAGCAGCAGAAUUUGGACCGGUCAUUUCUAUUCUACCAGCAUUACCACUCAAUCUACCGCCAUAUUGACUCCACAUCCUGAAAGGUCAAGUGCUGGUGCUAAAGUAUCUGAUUUCCCUCUCCCAGUCAGGCAGGCCGUCACUAUGAAUGUUCCUGCUAGUAGCUUUAGAGAUGACAGUGAGAAGGACAAAAGAGUCCUCCAGUGGCCUGUUUCCCUCAGGUUUUCUGUUGAGAUAUUAUCCUCACUUUAUCAUGGGCUCAAGGGGCAGGGGGUGGGUGGAUGUGAAUGAUGGAGGACUGGCUAUCCUUCUCAUGUCAGUUAAGAAGUAGAUCCUUUCUCAACGUAAGCUUACUGGUUCCUGACUGAGUGCUAAGUCCAGUAUAUACUGUCUGUAUGUAUUAUAAUUAAUCCAGAAGCGUUAGGGGGAAUGUUGCUGAGUUUAAUGGAUGACAUAAGGGUGAGGCACCAGGCACCAUCCAGACACACCAUGGAUACCCAGGCUUAUGGGUAGAGAUAGGCAGGCCAGUGAGGACACAGAGGCUCAAAUACAUCACACUCACAUAUAGUUUAGACGCGUUCACACACACAAGCAAGGGAGGAAAAUCUGUCUAUACCCCUCACCAAUGGGACUCCAUGCCGGGGAAACACACCCACACCGAUACAUAUCCCCGCCAUAACAUUAUUAUUUUAAGUAGAAUUCUGCACAGUAUAUAUACCCACAAUUGAGUAUUGAUUGUUGACCAACAUACUUUCGGGUUCUGAAACAGAUCCGGUCGGACAAUGACAAGAACCGCUCCCUGAGGUACAGUGUGACCGGACCCGGAGCUGACCAGCCGCCCACUGGCAUCUUCAUCAUCCACCCCAUCUCUGGAGAGCUGUCCGUCAUGAAACCCCUGGACAGAGAACACAUUUCCAACUUCCAUGUAAGUCUCAUACACACACAUAUGGGCCUACGUGAGAGAGAGGAGAUUAUUAGGACCACGCAUACUGACAAAGUCAAGAUCAAAACAUUGUUAUUUUCUAGCCAAAUAAACGUAUGGUGGAGCAAUAGUGUAGGGGGGGGGGGGUCCUAUUAAUCUCAAGCUUUCUUUGGCUCAGCACCACCUAAAGUGAUGUGCGUUUGACUGUAUUGACUUUUCUUCAUGAUAGAGAGAGAACCUUGGCCUUGCAACCUGUGCAGUGAAUAGGAGCGGACAGUUACAGUAAAAGGUUUCUAAACAGAGUACCAAGCAUUAAGCGCUCUUUAUCCAGAGGUAUGUGUCCUCUUUGGCUAAUACAUUGUCUGUACAUUCCAGGAGGCUGGCUGGCAUGUGCUCAAGGUCCCUUGGUAGUCCAAACACCCCUCCAUAGUGGACACUAGAGGGGGGAUGGGGGGCAGGGGUAUUCAGGAACUGACUUAUCUGUUUGAGAAUUUGAAAGAUUCAAUGUGUGGAUUUAUUUGUUACAAAAGCAGGUGUUUUACAUGUAAUGACAACCUCCAGUGAGAUCAUGACGCACUCAUAACUAUUUAAUUAAAUGGCAUUGGUCAUUGUUUGGGAGUCGUGAUAUGUCUAGCAUCCAAUGCUAUUGAUUUGAUUCAGGGUGAGACUUGUAUUAGACAGUGGGCAGACAAAAAUGGAGCAGGCAUUGCUGGAAGCACUGCACUGUGAAGAAACAAACAUUAACAGUAUUGAAAGGCAAAUUUCUGGGUUAAUUUUUUUACCCUGAGAUAAUUGGAAAUAGCCGAAGGAAGAGAGCCAUUACAAUGCCAAAGUUCUGCUCAGGCAAAUGUGUGUUUGCUGUAUGUGUAUUGUUUGGUUCUUGCAUGCGUGCUGAUAUCUCCCUGGUGUCUCCCUGUAGCUGAGAGCCCAUGCUGUGGAUCUGAACGGUAACCAAGUAGAGAGCCCCAUCGACAUUGUGAUCAAUGUGAUUGACAUGAAUGACAACCGGCCAGAGUUCAUCCAUCAGAUCUGGAACGGCACCAUCCCUGAGGGCUCUAAACCAGGUAGGAGCCCAGACCAACCUCCCAGCCUUCCUCUGGCCCUCAGUGCCACUAGACUAUCACUAGAUAAAACAGCAUUGAUUAAUCACAGGGGGUAAUAAUUUUGUUAAUUUUGCUGCUGUUCGAUAUGGAUAAGAUCUCUGCCAAUAGUACGUAUUCUCUUGUGGAAGUGCUUUGUCAACAUUUCAGACAAAGCCAAAGCUUUUAUUUGGGAUAUGUUUUGACUGUGCUCCAUAUUAAUCUAUGGAUCCUCAUAAAAGGGAAGUAGUUUAAUGACUGUAGGUAAAUUAAAUGCAGUACUGAAAUAAAACAAGGUCAUAUUGUUUUAAAAACCCUUGUUAAAUCCCCUAUUUGCAUCUUAUGUCUGUCUUGUCAUCACUCAGGGACCUUUGUUAUGACGGUAACGUCUGUUGACAAAGAUGACCCCAAAACAGCCAAUGGGAUGCUGCGCUACAAGAUCGUAUCCCAGAAUCCUGAGAGCCCGACAUCCAACAUGUUCACCAUCAACAAUAAGACAGGAGGCAUCAUUACGGUCGCAGCCGGCCUGGACAGAGAGGUACGCAAUACAGCAGUUUGUGAAUGAGUGUGCGCGUGUCACGCCCUGGCUCUGGGGACUCUUAUAUGUUGAGCCAGGGUGUGGAUUUUCCAUGUGUUAUUUUCUAUGUUUUGUUCUAGUUCGUGUAUUUCUAUGUUGGCCAGGGUGGUUCCCAAUCAGAGGCAGCUGUAGCUUGUUGUCUCUGAUUGGGGACCAUACUUAGGCAGCCUGUUUGGCACUGUUUAUUGUGGGAUCUUGUUCCGUAAGGUUUGUUUUGGUGUUACCCUAGGACUUCACGUAUCGUUUGGUUUGUUGUUUUGUUCGUGUGUGUACUUCAAUAAAAGUAUGUACGCUCACCACGCUGCGCCUUGGUCCGCAUCUUCUCAUAACGAUCGUGACAGCGCGUGCAUAUGUGUGCCUAUUAAACCCCCAAUACAGUAGCAUUAAAGUUACAGUCCCAGUAUCACAGCCAUUUAUCUUAUUAAUGAAUGUGUUCUCCUCCUUUGCUGCACAGCGCUCCUCUAACAUGCAUUAGUCAAGAUAUCCUUUCCUUUGUUUACCUAAAUGAGCUGUGGAUUUCAGAUACAGAUUUGAAAACAAACAGAACAGUGUACUUUUGGGUUGUUUUUGCUGAUGAUAAUCUUUAGUGUGUCUCAAAACUAAUUAAGUUCGCUAAGCAUGACUGAUUACCAUUUUACCAACGGAGCCCAGAAAUGGACUCAUCGCCCGCUUCGUACUUAUUGCCUCUAACAAGGAGGCAACAUGCAUCAUUGAGCAGAUAAAUGUUUAUUAUUCUCCCCGUUGCUAUUAAUGGUAACACUCUCCUAUUUAAUUGCAUGGCGAUGGUCUUGCUUAUACUGGAUGAAAGAAGAAGAUAAAAAAAGAACUUAAUAUAUAAGUCAAGGGGAAGAAACAAAGCCAGUUGCGCAAUUCCGGCGAGGGCAAUCUGACUAGCUGGCCUGCUAUAUCAAGUUCGCCUCCGGGGCCACUGUUAUAGCUGUUAUAUGUUCGGCAGUUGCCACCCUGAAAGUAAUUUGCCCGAUUCUCAUUACCUAGCAACUGGUCCGUCACUUGAGUGGCUUUUAAUGUGAAGGGAGUCAUUUGUUACAGCGGGAUUACCCAUCAUGCACCAUUAUGCUACACAGAGUGGAAAUGUGGAAGUGUUGCACUCCCACAGCAAGCAGACUUCUAUAGAUUAUUUCUCUCUCCACAGGGAAUUGAUGUAGACUUGAUCAUUGUGAGAAUAACUCCUCAUUGUGGUUUGACAGAUAGUAGGUUGUUAGGAGAAGAGGAAUUUAACAUAAAAAUGAAGAGAAAUUGAAAAUGAUCAUUAUUUUGGUUUAUGUAAGAUUCAACCUACACGUAAGGCUCAACACAAGGGUUUAGGUGUUGUUCAUAUAUAUAGUGAAUUAUUUUCCAACAUGUUUUUCUUAUUUUUCUUCUUGUAGAAAGUGCCUCAGUACACGUUGAUCAUCCAGGCCACAGACAUGGAGGGCAACCCCAUGUACGGUCUCUCCAACACCGCCACCGCCGUCAUCAAAGUCACCGACAUCAAUGACAACCCACCAGAGUUCACUGCAGAGACGGUGAGAAAGAACACAGCUUCACAUCCAUGUACUACACCACGCUGUGGGCCCAGUCAUAGCACUGUAAAGAACCAUGCAGACACACGGUCUAUAUGUACUUAACCCACACAUAGCACACACUCAGCCUUGCUUACAGAGCAUUUCAGAUGGCAUAAAGAUUAGCUGUUAGCCAGCCAUGCAUUUACUAUUCUGUCCUACUCUGUCCAAAUGUUGACACAUGUAAGUACUGACACCCUAAGUACAUCAGGCAGACAAAGAGAGGAGAUGAGCGAGAGCAGAGGAGAGGAGAGCAGAGAAAGGUGCUGAAUGUAUUUGUGAGAGAUGCAUCCCCUGUGUGUAAUGUAAUGGUAUUGUUUUUCUAUCAGACCGAGAUGGUGAAGAUAACAUGAUAAGUUGCUGUGGACAUUUAUUUACCUGAAAUGUCAGGAGUGUAGUGCUGGAGCACAGAGCCUGUGUUUUCCGCUGGCGCAGCAGUAAGUCUAACUGCUCUCUAACUUCUCUCUGUCCCAUCCCCCAUCUUUUAUUCAUGUAGUUCUUUGGAGAGGUGCCUGAGAACCGGGUAAAUGUCAUCGUGGCCAACCUGACGGUGACAGACAAAGACCAGCCCAACACACCAGCCUGGAACGCCGUCUACAAGAUCACCGGGGGCGACCCCACCGGCAGGUUCUCCGUGCCAACCGACCCCACCACUAACGAGGGCCUGGUAACCGUUGUCAAGGUGAGACUGGCUGCUGCACCCUCGGACUCAAUACCCCCCCCAGGAGCUACUUAUCAUGAAUAUGACAGCUCUUAAAGAUAAAAUUAAUAGUUUAUAAUGCCUUCUAUGUUUGUAAGCUAUAGGAGUUAUCUAUAGCAGAGAAAGCAAACGUGCAUGUCAACUGUUUUAUUUAACUCUCUGUCUGUGUGUGUGUGUGUGUGUUUGUUUGUAGCAAUUGAAGACUGAUUGGUCAACAGUUGUAGAACUAACUACAGUAGCUCCUAGCUGACUUCUCCUGGGCUCUUUGUCUUAUGGCAUUAGAAAAAUAAGAAUAAUAUUUUAUUGAUAAGAAAAACAGAAUAAAUACUUUAUACAGUGAGGGAAAAAAGUAUCUGAUCCCCUGCUGAUUUUGUACGUUUGCCCACUGACAAAGACAUGAUCAGUCUAUAAUUUUAAUGGUAGGUUUAUUUGAACAGUGAGAGACAGAAUAACAACAAAAAAAUCAAGAAAAAUGCAUGUCAAAAAUGUUAUAAAUUGAUUUGCAUUUUAAUGAGGGAAAUAAGUAUUUCACCCCUCUGCAAAACAUGACUUAGUACUUGGUGGCAAAACCCUUGUUGGCAAUCACAGAGGUCAGACGUUUCUUAUAGUUAGCCACCAGGUUUGCACACAACUCAAGAGGGAUUUUGUCCCGCUCCUCUUUGCAGAUCUUCUCCAAGUCAUUAAGGUUUCGAGGCUGACGUUUGGCAACUCGAACCUUCAGCUCCCAACCCCAUGCUGGAAUACCCAUCCAUGACCCAUUUUCAAUGCCCUGGCUGAAGGAAGGAGGUUCUCACCCAAGAUUUGAUCGUCCCUUUGAUGCGGUGAAGUUGUCCUGUCCCCUUAGCAGAAAAACACCCCAAAAGCAUAAUGUUUCCACCUCCAUGUUUGACGGUGGGGAUGGUGUUCUUGGGGUCAUAGGCAGCAUUCCUCCUCCUCCAAACACGGCGAGUUGAGUUCUCCUCUGAAUCAUUCAGAUGUUCAUUGGCAAAUUUCAGACGGGCCUGUAUAUGUGCUUUCUUGAGCAGGGGGACCUUGCGGGCGCUGCAGGAUUUCAGUCGUUCACGGCGUGGUGUGUUACCAAUUGUUUUCUUGGUGACUAUGGUCCCAGCUGCCUUGAGAUCAUUGACAAGAUCCUCCUGUGUAGUUCUGGGCUGAUUCCUCUCCGUUCUCAUGAUCAUUGCAACUCCACGAGGUGAGAUCUUGCAUGGAGCCCCAGGCCGAGGGAGAUUCUUCCAUUUGCGAAUAAUCGCACCAACUGUUGUCACCUUCUCACCAAGCUGCUUGGCGAAAGUCUUGUAACCCAUUCCAGCCUUGUGUAGGUCUACAAUCUUGUCCCUGACAUCCUUGGAGAGCUCUUUGGUCUUGGCUAUGGUGGAGAGUUUGGAAUCUGAUUGAUUGAUUGCUUCUGUGGACAGGUGUCUUUUAUACAGGUAACAAGCUGAGAUUAGGAGCACUCCCUUUAAGAGUGUGCUCCUAAUCUCAGCUCGUUACCUGUUUAAAAGACACCUGGGAGCCAGAAAUAUUUCUGAUUGAGAGGGGGUCAAAUACUUAUUUCCCCCAUUAAAAUGCAAAUCUAUUUAUAACAUUUUUGAUAUGCGUUUUUAUGGAUUAUUUUGUUGUUAUUCUGUCUCUCACUGUUCAAAUAAACAUCCCAUUAAAAUGAUAGACUGAUCAUUUCUUUGUCAGUGGGCAAACGUACAAAAUCAGCAGGGGAUCAAAUACUUUUCUCCCUCACUGUACAUCCAUUCUUUUACACUCAAUGGAACAUGCUUACAUACUGUUGGUUUCCUCCCUACAGCCAAUCGACUAUGAGAUCAGCAGGACAUACGUUUUGACGGUGGUAGCAGUGAACGAGGUGUCCCUCGCCCGGGGCAUCCACUCCCCUCGCCAGUCCACCGCCACGGUCUCCAUCAGGGUCAUCGAUGUCAACGAGAGCCCCUACUUUGAACCCAACCCCAAACUCAUCAAACUGGAGGAGGGGAUGCAACCAGAAUCAGCACUGACCACCUUCACAGCACAGGACCCUGAUAGAUUCAUGCAGCAGACCAUUAGGUAAUAAUGGCACUAAAUAGCUGUAUUCAUGCAGAAUUGUCCAUACAGUUUGCUCAAAGCACUGACUGGCAUUACGUCAAUGAAAACACUCCCUUUUAUUGAACAUUCAACACUUUCAACCUUAAAUGUACACGUCUGCAUGAGAGAAAAACGAACAUGUAAAGUUGUCUUGUAUCUUCUUAUAAGCUUUCCUCGUCCUCUGUAAAUGUACACACUGAAGAAGGCUGUAAAGCUGAAAUGUCUGUGCAGUGAAAAUACCAAAAAAAAUGGAAUAAGGAAGUAAGCUUUAUGCAACAUCUUUUUGAGUGCGGACACUUUACACAUUUUUGUUUGUCUGAAAUACGCACCAACCAAGCUUAUGGGAGAGUGCAGUGGUUCUCUUUUGACUCGUCCUUUGUAUUCUCAGAUACACCAGGCUCUCAGACCCAGCCAACUGGCUGAGAAUCGACCCUAACACCGGGCGCAUCACAACUAUCGCCGUCCUGGACCGUGAGUCGCCCUACGUGAAGGACAACAUGUACAGCGCCACCUUCCUUGCCUCUGACAGCGGUACGUAGCCUAGCCACCAGGCUCUAAUAUCUGCUUCCCACAAGUAGCCUAGAAUAUUGUUUUUAGCAGGCAAAAAUUCCUGUUGAAGGAAAUGUUUCCGAGCCAGCCCAGACUUAACAGCCACACUGUGGAUGUGUUCACCUCUCUCCUCUCUCCUUCCCUGACUGGAUUUACCUCUGUUCAGGUUUAGCCUGUUCCACGGAGCACAUCACAGGCCAAUAGGCUUAAAAACUCACCCAAUAUAGAGGUUUCUCAGCAUUAAUAGGUUAGAAUUGGAUGACUAGCUCCUUUGAGCGUGGCCUGAAUGGCAAAAAAGCCUCUUAGCCCCAUGAAUACAUAAAGGAGUUGAGGCUCUGGGGCUAAGGCAGCGACAGUGGGCUCUUCUCUGUCUGUCUGCUUUAGUAUUCUCACCCCGUGGCCUCCCCCUUCGUCAGGAAGACACAUUCUCUUCAGAUCACACACACACCCAGACCCUCUGCCCUCCCCCCACCACCGUCCCCGUCCCCCCUGUCUGGAGGGUCCUGUCUCUGCAGGGUGACUGUUGCUGCUCCUCUAUGCCUUAGUUUAGCACCAAGCACCAGGCUCAGGAUAAGGACUUUAUGCAUUACCACAGCGCAGUGAGACAUCAUGCAUUAAAAUGAGGCAGAUCACUUCAUUAUAUAUUUCCCCUUAUCGUUAUGUGGAUUUGUUAAAAUCAAUAUUUUUAUUAAUGUACGUGUGUGUGUGUGUGUGUGUGCGUGUGUCCCUGUCUGUCUGUGUGUGUUGUCCCGUCCAGGCGUCCCCCCGGCGAGCGGUACAGGCACCCUGCAGAUCUUCCUGCUGGACAUCAAUGACAACGCGCCCCACGUCUACCCCCAAGAGACUGAGGUGUGUGAGAAACCUGAGCCCAACGGCAUCAACAUCACAGCGCUGGACGGAGACCUCAACCCCAACGCCGGACCCUUCGCAUUCGAGCUGGCCAACAGGCCCUCAGACGUAAGGAGAAACUGGACCAUCACACGGCUCAGUGGUAAGACACAAGAACAACAAAAUCAGGGCUAAUCAAUAUACCUGGGCCUGUGGGUCGGCAGUACUUCUGGUUUUCAUUCUUCCCAUGUAAUCAGUGACCGAUUUAGACCUGGGUCACCAGGAGCCAUUCUGGCCAAUAACUGACAUUCAUCAAUCAACUGCCAGUGAGAAUGGAGAACCACCAGUACUGUGUGGCCCUGGUCAUUUGGAUGGUGAUAAUAACACUGUAGGGUUUGGGACUGUAUGUGCUUGGCACUAGCUUAGAGGCAGUACAGUAUAGGCUUCAUGUCCAUGGGGUGACGUGGUUUCUGGCUUUCGAUAGGACAAGGUGCAGUGACCUAUAACAAUAGACAAUGCUCUCAGUUCCUCACAUGGCCUUAAUGAAGACAAUGUACUAUAAAAUAGAUUAAUAGCAGGCCUUCGCUUCAUCAAGCAGCUCACUAAUUGAUUAUGCUAAUUAUGCCAACACAAAAAAGGAGGAAUUACUCAUUUGUUGUGCGUUGCUAGUGCUUAGAUGUUGUGAAUGUAAACCACAGUGAAUAAAUAUCUUAACAGUAUAACAACCAAAUGGAUUAUAGGAACUGGGGAGGUUUAGCCUAAGCGGCAUUAUCAAAAGGUCUUCAGUGGGUUUAUAAAAUAUAAAUAUAAAUCCUGACCAUAUUUUGGAUUAGAUAUGCUGACAACUUCCAGGUAUAGUAAUUUAUGCUGUUCUGUUCAGCUUUUUCCCAGUAGUAAUAAGUUGGUUAUCUAAUUUGUACACUCAAUACAAAUGGCAAGUUCAGAGAUGGGCUUAUCUGUUUAGAAAAAGUUGCACUUGGAUUUUUUAUGUAGAGAUUAAGGUUAGUGUUGUUUUGUGUUAUUGAGUGAUUAGUAAUUGAGUUAAAUGUUUAUAUUUCUCUCUCUUUCCCUUCCUUUACGUCUCCCUCCCUCUCUCAUUCCCUCUCCCCCUCCCUCCCCCACUCCCUCCCACCCCCAGGUGACUUUGCCCAGUUGAGCCUGAAGAUUGGCUUCCUGGAAAGCGGCAUCUACGAGAUCCCCAUCAUAAUCACUGACUCUGGCAACCUGCCCAUGUCCAACACCUCCUACCUGCGGGUCAAGGUGUGUCAGUGUGACCACAAUGGGGACUGCACCGACCAGCAGCACAUUGUCGCUGCAGGGCUGGGCACGGGCGCCAUCAUCGCCAUCCUGCUCUGCAUCAUCAUCCUGCUCAGUGAGUGUCCCACUGCCGUUCUGCCUCAGCGCACGUAUGCACACAAAUACACACACACACACCAGACACCAGUGUCCCCAUCACCCCGCCCACCACACACAUAAAAAACAAGAUAAAUGCCAUCCCUUGCCAUCCCCAAACACUGCUGCAGGGAUUAUGAAGGGAGCUAAAUGUCAUGCCCAAGAGAUACCAGUAGAUUAUUUCAGGAUUACCCAAAAGAUAGAUAGACCUGAUCAGUCUCGUGGCAAGUUCUAAAUUCUGGAUUGAAUUACAUGUGUAUGCAAAAUAUCUUAUGUUUUGUAAUAUGGGAUAAUUUGCUCUCUUUUUAUUUCUCUCUCACUCACUCUCUUUCUCUCUCUCUCUCUCUCUCUCUCUCUCUCUCGCUCUCGCUCUCUCUUUCUCUCGCUCUCUUUAUCUCUCUCUCUCUCGCUUUCUCUUUCUCUUUCUCUCGCUCUCUUUAUCUCUCUCUCCCUCCCUGCCUCCCUUUCCCUUCCUCCUCUGUAGUUCUUGUGUUGUUGUUUGUUGUAUGGAUGAAGCGUCGUGAUAAGGAGCGUCAGGCCAAGCAGCUGCUUAUUGACCCGGAGGACGAUGUCAGAGACAACAUCCUGAAGUAUGACGAGGAGGGAGGAGGAGAAGAGGACCAGGUAGAGUAACACACACACACACAGACACACACACUCCCAUAUAAUAACACAAGCACGCAUGCGCACACACACACAUGAACGCAGGCAUGCACACACACACACACACAUAUAUACAAACAUACACUCACGCACACACGCAGGCGCACACACACACACUCACUCACACAUUCACACACACACAAACAGAAAAACACACAUAUACACACACACACACAAGACAUCAGAUGUUUUGCAAUACUAACCCACACUUGUUGUAAUAAACUCCAGUUAACACAAGGGAAUGAUUUAGUAAAUGUCUGGUAAUAUCAUUCACAAAUGGAGUGUGUUCUUGCCAUGGGCCCAUUUUGUGAUGGACUCCUCACACUGGGCCAGGUAGUGUAGACUGGAGAUGAGUGUUCAGGGCGGGUUAUUGCAGGGAUAAUGUAAUUGGGAGACAGACAUCUGCUGCUGUGUUAUAAUGAAGCUCCAUCUACAUAUCUACCAUUGAUUGGGCAGGAGGGAGCGUGCACACACACAGGCACACACACACACACACACACACACACACACACACACACAGGCAAACACACACACACAGCCACAUAGGCACACACACACACACACAUAGGCACACACACACACACAUACACACACAGGAACACAUACACACACAGGCACACAUACACACACAGGCACACACACACACACGAACAGGCACACACACACACACACAGGCACACACACACACACACAGGCACACACACACAUAGGCACACACACACACACACACACACAGGCCCACACACGAACAGGCACACACACACAUACAGGCACACGUACACAGAGGCACACACGCAUAAGGAUGUGCACACACACACAAACAGUAAUGUCUGAAGACACUGUGAUAUAACCCUCCUCAAAGAACGUAGACGCAGGAAGGGUAACAUAUUUAAUAUUUAUCGAAAGAAAACAAGCUUCCAUUUUGAGCUAGGUGGAGGAGGAGGGCUGGACAUCAGAAGGAAAUGGUCUUGUCUAUGGAAUCUGGAAGUCAGUCCGUCUGGGUUGUAUUGUGGGUAAAAAAUGAACCGGACUGCCCCAGUGAUGUGGACUAUAUAAUGCCUCACCUCUGUUCUCCCUAUCUCUCCCGCUGGCGAGGAAAUUGAAGUGUCAGACCAGUGGCCGCUCGGCGCACUUGAAGUAUUUUAUUUUAGUUGCUGACUGCCAUUGCCUGGGUUUUUAUUAGUCCAGGUGGCACUCAUUCUACCACGUGGUGAAGUGGAGAAUAAUGUGGUGCACAAAGAAUAUCAAAUUCCAGAAACUUCUGUGGAAGUUAAAGUUUUGUAAGUUGAUAGAUAAACUCAAUCGUGAUGAGUGUUCAUUUAGCCCUGCCUGCACAUAAAUGCAGUUUCAAACUGAAGUACUUUUUUGGGGAACACUUUAUUUGGAUAGUCCCAAGUAGAUGGUUUGUAGAUGCGGAGUAACUUUGUAUAUGUUGAAUAACUGUCAACAACAUUUAAACUAAUUAUCCACUAACCCUAACCCUUAACCCUUAACCCUUAUCCUAACCCUGAACUUAACCCUUACCCUAGCCCUAACCUUACCCUAACCCUUAUUCUAAAGCUAACCCUAACCUUAGCAAGCAUUUGCUUAUCAACAGGUCGUUUGUUGAUAGUAUGACAAUCUUUAGAUCAUCUACAUGGGACUAUCCAAAUAAAGUGUGACCUGUUGAUCGCUGUCAAGUUUUUCAAAGGACCACAGUAGAAAGCUGCAUAUGAUAUAGUCUUCCAAAUACAUAUGGAAAUUGAUAUUUUCGAGGCCACACAAACAAAAUAGUUUGAAGAUGCGUCCUUUCAUUAUCUGGAAUAACAGUUAUUAAAUUACCACCGGACUAUUUUGUCUUGACAGAACAAACCUGUUUAUGCAGCCACAGCAGGUGUCCUAAUUAAUAAUUCAAUUGUCAAAAGACAAAAAAGGGUGGAAAACAAUAACCUCUUAAAUACUCUUAGAGGAAGGAUGCAGAGUCAGUCAAUAGGUGCAGCUCAGGGCCAUCGUCAGCCAUACCUUCGCUUUAAGCAGAAUAUUAAAUAGAUAUUUUAAGUGAAAAUAUGGCCUCCCCUUACAUGAUGAGUUUGUUUAUCCGAUGUUGUUGUGGUUGUUAACUUUCCAGCUCCACCCAUUUUAAGAUCAAGUGGAGGCCAGUGUCCAACAUUGGAAUGUCCAGCCACAGUGUUUGUGAUUCAAUGUGUUGUCCGGGCGUGGCAGGGGAAACAAUAUGUCCGUGGGUUGGUGCUUAGUUGUGUGAUGUGUGAAGAAUGGUUACCUUGAGGGCAUAGCGUGUUAUCAUUAUCCAGUUGUGGCUCUGUGUCUGUAAUUUGAUGGUGCAGUUUUCUGUCACUAAGCCCUGACCUCUGGGAUGACCCUGUAGUGUAGAAGGUAAUGGAAGGGUCACAGGGAGAUGGGCUGGGAGGAGGACGGCGGCAAGAGGGGACGCACACAUGGUGUUCUGCUCUAGGAUGUGUAACGGCCAUUGUCCCCUUCCAGCCAAUGCGAGGGGAAAUGGUUAUUCGCCAUGGAAUUGUUGUUUUACACGCACUGUCAAUCUGUGUGUUUGGAUGUUUAUAUUAAGAUAAACAUGAUACAUGUGUUUAUAUUAAAAUAAACAUGAUACAUGUGUUUAUAUGAACAACAUUUUGUGUGUCUUUGUUUGUGUCUAUUCAUAUAUAGUUUUGUCAGAAAAUAUUCAUACCUCUUCACUUCUUCCACAUUUUGUUGUGUUACAUUAAAUAAAUAAAAAUGCUCACCCAUAUACACACUAUACCCCAUAAUGACAAAGUUAAAACAUGUUUUUAGGAAUAAUUGAAAAUGUAUUGAAAAUGAAAUACAGAAAUAUCUCAUUUACAUAAGUAUUCACACCCAUGAGUCAAUACUUUGUAGAAGCACUUUUGGCAGAGAGUCUUUCUAAGUCUCUAAGAGCUUUCCAAAAAGGAAAGGAAUGGGGGGAUUUGCCCAUUAUUAUUUUCAAAAUUGGUUGUUGAUCAUCGCUAGACAACCAUUUUCAGAUCUUACCAUAGAUUUUAAAGUAGAUUCAAGUCAAAACUGUAACUCGGCCACUCAGGAACAUUCACUGUCUUCUUGGUAAGCAACUCCAGUAUAGAUUUGCCCUUGUAUUUUAGGUUAUUGUCCUGCUGAAAGCUGAAUUAGUCUCGCAGUGUCUGGUGGAAAGCAGACUGAACCAGGUUUUCCUCUAGGAUUUUGCCUGUGCUUAGCUCCAUUCCGCUUCUUUUUUUAUCCUGAAAAGCUCCCCAGUCCUUAACAAUUACAAGCAUACCCAUAACAUGAUGCAGCCACCACUAUGCUUGAAAAUAUGGAGAGUGGUACUCGGUAAUGUGUUGUAUUGGAUUUGCCUGCCCCAAACAUAACACUUUGUAUUCAGGACAAAAAGUGAAUUGCUUUGGAGUAUUGCUUUAGUGCCUUCUUGCAAACAGGAUGCAUGUUUUGGAAUAUAUUUAUUCUGUACAGGCUUCCUUAUUUUCCCUCUGUCAAUUAGGUUAGUAUUGUGGAAUAACUACAAUGUUGUUGAUCCAUCCUCGGUUUUCUCCUAUCACAGCCAUUAAACUCUGUAACCGUUUUAGUCACCAUUGGCCUCAUGGUGAAAUCCCUGAGCGGAUUCCUUUCUCUCCGGCAACUGAGUUAGGAAGGACGCCUGUAUCUUUGUAGUGACUGGGUGUAUUGAUACACCAUCCAAAGUGUAAUUAAUAACUUUAAUAACUUGUAUUUUUUACCCAUCUACCAAUAGGUGUCCUUCUUUGCGAGGCAUUGGAAAACCUUUCUGGUCUUUGUGGUUGAAUCUGUGUUUGACAUUCACUGCUCGACUGAGGGACCUUACAGAUAAUUGUAUGUGUGGGGUACAUAGAUGAGGUAGUCAUUCAAAAAUCAUGUUAAACACUAUUAUUUCACGCAGAGUGAGUCUAUGCAUCUUGUUAUGUGACUUGUUAAGCAAAUGUUUACUCCUGAAUUUAUUUAGGUUUGCCAUAACAUAAGGGUUGAAUACUUUUUUCAGCUUUUCAUUUUUAAUUAAUUUUUAAUUUGACAUUAGGUGGUAUUGUGUGUAGGCCAGUAAAAAAAUAAAUAAUCUAAAUGUAAUCCAUUUUAAAUUCAGGCUGUAACACAACAACAUUUUGAAAAUGUCAAGGGGUGUGAAUACUUUCUGAAGGCACUGUAUGUGUUUAUAUGGUCCAUCUUUAAUCAUGCAAAUGUUUGGGAGGAUUUGCAUGUGUGUGCGUUCAUGCAUGUGUUUGUCUGUGCGUGUGUGUGUGUGUGUGUGUGUAAAUAUGCAUAGUUAUAUGUGCAAGUGAGCAGGGACAAUUUUGAAGGGGGAUAUUAGAGAUGGAUGGAUUACUGAAGAUCUGCUGAGGGACAAUCCAUCAUACACGCUUAUUAAACACACAGCUAUUCUCCCAUGGCAUUCUCUCCAUCAUAUCUUCUCUGAUAGCAUAUCAGUCCAGCUCCUCACUGCUGUCUUCUCAUCCACAUCACAACUCUCUCUCUCUCUCUCUCUCUCUUUCUCUCUCUCGACACUGCACAAACCAAACAAGCCAGUCAGGUUGCCUUGGCAAUGUUAAUAGGAUAAUUAAUGGCUUAUGCAUAUCCGCUAUUCCAUGCCUGGGGCCUGAUUAGAGCAGAACAGUUUCCUGCGCACGCUUCCAGAAGAACACCUCUCUAUUGCAACUGUCUUGUCGACUGAUGCUCUGUUUCUUAGCCUUAACCCUGACGCUGGAUCUGGUUAAAAGCAGCUAACUGUCUAAGUGGUGUUUACAAACAGUCUAAAGUCCACCCAUUGAUAGGUUUCUUAGCUCUAAUGAUACAAGGUAGCAACAGUAUCAACAAUGCACCGUUAUGUAGACCAUGUGUUUGAUGUAUUUGAUACCAUUCCACUGAUUCCGGUCCAGCCAUUACCAUGAGCCCGUCCUCCCCAAUUAAGGUGCCACCAACCUCCUGUGUUGUGUAUGGAUCUGAGUCUGGGUCCGGUUGGGGGGUUCUGCCCAUGCCAAGCUCCUCUCCCCAGCUCUGUGAGGAUAUCCACUUGUCUCUGGCUCCUUGCUGAAUCCCAUCUGUCUCUCCUCUCCCCCUCCCUUCCAGGAUUACGACCUGAGCCAGCUCCAGCAGCCCGACACGAUAGAGCCUGAUGCCAUCAAGCCCGUGGGGAUCCGGCGUAUGGACGAGAGGCCGCUGCACCCCGAGCCCCAGUACCCCAUAAGGUCAGCAGCCCCACACCCAGGGGACAUCGGAGACUUCAUCAACGAGGUAAACAAACAAACAUCUAGAGUAAUGCAACAGGGAGAGGAAAUCGCCUCCCUCUCAAAGUCCAUUGUCAAUGGCAAGAUCAGGAGGAUUCAGAUAAUUAUUUAAUUCAAUUGUCAUGCAAAUAUUCUAAAAUCUGCAUAAAAACAACUUACAUUUUCCCACCAGAGAUGUGUUUCCAUCAGAUUGACUUGUUGCAGAUAAAAGGCUGUGCGUGAUGAUGUAGUGCACAUAAAAAUACCUUUUGCGGUUAAAUUCCCAAUGUACCGAAUAAAAAAUACAAGUUAAAUGGGUUUCCAUCGCAUUUUCAACUCUAUUGAUGGUUUUCUCACAAGAAAUGUUGCAUUAUAAAGUGUGUCCACUCUGGUAUUGGCACAUGCGCUCUAGCCAACAGCGCAGAUAGAGUGCAGAUAGAGUCCACAUAUAGCCUACAUGAUGAGAUUAUUAUUAUGGACAAAAGAGCAAGAUUAUUUGUAUUUGUCAAACGUCAACCAAGCAUCAAUUAUCAGGUCACCAGAAUAAGACCCUCAAUAUUUAUUGGAAAGGAGCAUCAAGCUCAUAAAUAAUAAUAAUAAUAUGCCAUUUAGCAGACGCUUUUAUCCAAAGCGACUUACAGUCAUGCGUGCAUACAUUUUUGUGUAUGGGUGGUCCCGGGGAUCGAACCCACUACCCUGGCGUUACAAGCGCCGUGCUCUACCAGCUGAGCUACAGAGGACCACAUCACCUUGCACUUUCACCACCCUGUGAAGUUCAUCAUACUUUAUUUAAUCUGUAGCCUAAUAAACUGCAUGCUUUCCCGACAAGUCGUAGUUGGAGGACCACAAAACAUCUCAUCAUGUGACUCCAAAUGUUCUUUGAUAUGAUGGUUAUUAUAUCGAUAUUUGCGCAGAAAAGUGUUUCCACUGACAUUUCUCACAUUAAUUAAUUUGACUGACAUAAAAAGAUCCCACCUUGUCUAGCGUUGUUUUGUCGAAAUUAUUUGGAAAGUUUACCAAAAAUUGUUUCUGUUUCCAUCAGGCCUGUCAUGACAUUUUUUAUCCGUCAUGUACUUUACUUACAUAAAAAGGUUGGAUGGAAACCUGGUUAUUGAGAUACUCACUUUUUUUGUUCUCUGAUAAAACUUCACUAUUUAUAAUGUGUCCAAUUUAAAUGAGCUAAAUCCACACAUGUAAUUAUAAUAUUAUGAGGAUACAAAGAGAGUUCACGUUUAUCUUAGCCGUGCAGCAUGGGAUGGAGUUAUAGCUUUAGACGUCACUCUGUAGAUAUCUAGUGGGAUGAGAAAGAGAGAAGCACAUUGGCUUUCCAUAGAGGCACCCUGUUCUGUUCAACAUGGCCUCGCUUGCCUCAGGCCACCAUUGAGUCCAGCGAGGGAAUUUAUAAUGAAAAAGACAGUCAUAUAUUCUUCACCAGCUCCAACAGACAAUACUUUCACAGUAUUACAAAGGGAGUUCUCUCCCUCUCCCAGUUUUUGGCCUAUUCCCAUGUUUUUAGAUUAGAACGUGCCCUUUCAGCUCAGCUUCCCCUACUCACGCUAUAUCUCUCCCAUUCCCCCUCCUUCGCUCUCUCACUCUCUCAGAAAAGUCCUGAAUACACGUAAUGCUCAUGUCAGCUCAAUUUAUAUAGAGUGAGUUUGAGUGUUUUGUCCAGUGUGUAAAAAAAAGUUGCGAAACUGAGCAACUUCUUGGAGCAGAGAAAAGUCUGCUGUUUUAUGUGUUCUUUGUGGGCCGGAGUAUCCUGACCCAGACAUCCACAUUACAGGCAGUACAUGUCAGCCUGUUUCCCAUAACACACAAACACACAAACACACACACAGGCGGUCAUGGUAGAUUCUAUACACUACACCCUGCUGGCAGCUAGUUUAUGCCUUGUUGUCAUUGGGGUUGGAAUCUGACCUGGCUGCCCAGGGAUAGGGGGUGGAGGGGGGUGAGGGUGGGGUGAUGGGUCUGGGCUCAAAGUCUGGAGUGUGCACACAACCCCAUGCCUACAGAGCCUUUGGCAGUUAAUUCAAAAAGGGGGAGUUCAAAUUGAAGCAUAGGUCUCAAAUCCUCCCAAGAAUUUAGCCUCUGGGAGUGGACAACAAUAGUUUAUUAUUCAGCUUUGAGUCUGUUCCCGCUCAGGGAGGUAAUGUCUGGGAAAUCAGCCUCACCGGACAUCACCUUUUGUUGGCCACAGAUGCUGGAUGAAAAGUUCACACACAGUUUUAGAUUAAAGAUUUGGAUAGUGUUAUUGGGAGGAACAUUUUUCAAUUCAACAUUUCAACUGGUGAAAUGAACAGAGAAACUUGCUACUGCAAAUCUCUGAAUAGGAUGUUUAUUCAAUUCAAUCAGAGACCUGUAUUGUGACCAGUGGAACAGCGGGGGAAGUCAGGGUAGAUAAAGAAGGACAGGACAGCACAAUGUUUUCUUAAGAUGGACCAUUGUCUCUCUCACACAGUGGAUGAUUCAAUCUUAGUGGAAUUAGGAGGAUGAAGCUCUGUGAUUGGCUUACUUUGUCACACUGCCAGUAGGGUGGUGGUAAUGCCGGAUGGGGCUCUAUCCACCGGACCAGUGAUCGCUGUAAUUGUAAUGAACGAUCCCUCUGUCAUAUUUCCCACCAAAUUAUCAGCGCUACAGCCCUGAGCAAACAUUUAGCGAAGGCUAACAAGUGGAAAAUAAUCACUACGCGUCGAGGCACUUUGUUUCAAUCUAUUCUUUUUUCGAGAGAGAGACCGAGACAGAGAGAGAGACAGAGAGAGAGACAGAGAGAGAGACAGAGAGAGAGACAGAGAGAGAGACAGAGAAAGAGAGAGAAAGAGAGAGAAAGAGAAAGAGAGAGAGAGAGACAGAGAAAGAGAGAGAAAGUGGUAGCAGUGUUGUAAUAACAAAGUGGAAGAGCUCCAAUACAUCUCUGACAUGUUUCCAAUGAGCCUAAUGUCUCGGUUGUGUCUCUGUGUUGUGCUCGGUUUCUUUUAAUUUAGUUAUUAUUUGUUAGAUUUCCUCAGUGGCAGUCAUAAGAGAUUGGAUUCGGGCCUGGGCCCAAUUCGGUUCAUGGCCAGAGCACAUCUCCAAUGCUAGAUAAGCAAUCUAUCCAGGAAUGGGCUUGGAAAACAAUAUCAACCCAUAAGGACAUCUCACGCAGCUAUGAGAGUUUCUGGGAAUGUUAACCCCCCCCCCAUUCCCACCCUACCCUCUGGAACACACGCACUGGAACAAAUACAUACAUGCACUCGCACACACACAUACACACACACACACACGCUGCUCUGCACUUCUUCACCAUUCCCCAGUGCUCAUUCAUAGUUUUGGAACACAUUAAAUGAAGUGGGUAUGUAGUACUACAUCAUGGUCCAGAAUGUGGUGGCGAUAGCUGGCAUAUUGUCAGUGCCACUACAGUGAUCUCCUCCUGUCAGCGCUCCAAGCCCCUCAGGCAGCACCCGUGGAGAUGGGAGUAAAGGAGGGUUGAGGAUGGAGGGCUAGCUCAUCAGUGGCAGCCUUCCAGUGAGCUGAGGCAUUUGGUCAUGCUCAAUCUCAGCAUUUGAUCAAGUUCUGGAUAAUCCUGAAUGCCAGAAACAUCAGGGAGAAUCACAGCCAAAAUGCUGUGCUGCAGACAGACAGUUAGAGCCGGACCUGAUUUUCUGAUCAUGCAGAAGGGAGGAAAACAUGAAAGAAAUGUGUCUAAAAUUAGCCUGUUUAGGUGGAAGUGGGGGAUAAGAAUGGCAUCUUGUAGCUGUAGUCAGACAGGGUCUGGGUCUGUCGUGGUGGACUGGCAGGCCUUAAUCUCCUCACUCCUCUAACCGUGUUAUUUUAUUUCAUCCUGUCUGUCCAGGGACUUAAGGCGGCAGACAACGACCCCACAGCCCCGCCCUACGACUCCCUGCUGGUGUUCGACUACGAGGGCAGUGGUUCCACAGCCGGCUCCCUAAGCUCCCUCAACUCCUCCAGCAGUGGAGGGGACCAGGACUACGAUUACCUCAACGACUGGGGCCCUCGCUUCAGAAAACUGGCAGACAUGUACGGAGGGAGCGACGACUAG